GCAAUAGUUGAACGUACUAGUUUAGUUAUUUAUACAUGGCAGACAGUUUAACACAAACAGCAAUUGGUAAGGCAUUAAUAUAUUUGGAUUUACAAUGGGCAGGAGGAUCAGGCAGCUAUCAUACAACACUCCUGCAGCUUUUAUUCUAGAUUUCUAAAUUUAAACAUGGCAUCAUUUGAUGAUAUCCUGGAUCACGUUGGACAAUUUGGUCUAUUUCAGAAGCAGAUAUUCUUGCUGAUGUGUAUGAUCUCUGCGGUUUUUAGCCCAAUCUAUGUGGGCAUCGUUUUUCUAGGAUUUGUGCCUUCACACAGGUGUUUCAAUCCUGACUUGGCGAACCUGAGCAGUAAAUGUGGAUGGAGUUUAGAAGAGGAACUUAAUUUCACAGUUCCUAUACUGGAUGGGAAUAUAGACUCCUCGCAUGCAAGUCAGUGUCUCCAGUACGAUAUGGACUGGAACAUGACAUCUUCAAGUUGUCUAAGUCCUGUCCAUAACAGUACUAUGUAUGGUCUUAAUAGGAUACCAGUUUCCAACUGUAAAGAUGGAUGGAUUUAUAACACUACUGGAGCAUCCAUUGUAACAGAGGUAUGUGUCCUUUUCUGUAUCAUAACUCAUUUGCUUGAAGUCUGUUGUCCCACUACUAGACAAUGCUCUUACAGACAUAAUGCCGGCAAAGCUUCAGAGGGGAGAUAUAGUCUACAACGUCUGGAGAGCUAAACGUUGCCUACCCUGCACUAGAAUCUAGUGAACAUCUUCACAGUCAUAGCAUUUUAAGUAUUUGAAUUUGAGAUGCAAAAUAUUUAGUGUCAUUUGCAGUAUUUCAUAAAACUGCAAUGAAUAUGCCUUCAUGAACUUUAUAAAAAAAAAAAGCCAAUCUUCAUCACGUUAUCAUCAAUACAAGGUUAAUCAUUAAACCAGGAUUUAUAAAGAAUUAAAAAUGUAGGGCAAAACAGAUCUUGGCAUAAUUGAGAUGUUUUGUUUUUUCCAGAUAUGACUAUUUUGGCCAAAAAUUAAAAUUUACUGGAUAACAGAAUAUAUAGAUUAUCAAGCACACAAGAAAAAAAAUUUAAACAGGAAUUUCUUAUGUAAAACAAUGUUUAUUGUGUUUAGAGAAUAUUAUAUUUUAAAUGAAAGUCUGUAAAGAAAAUAUAUAUAUAUUCAGGGUUAUUCACUGAAAUGUGAAUUGUACGGAAUCCUCCAGAAAAUGAUAAAUCUGCAGGGUUGUUUCCUGAACACAAAAUAUUACCAUUAAAAAAUGUACUUUUUGAAAAAUAUUUGCAAAAAAACAAAACAAAACACAAUUUGUAAAAAAAACAAAAACAGACGAACAAAAUAAAAAACGCAUCACAGCAAAAUAAUCCAUCUUUGCCCUGCAAGGGCUCUGUACAGAUGAACAAAAUAUAAAAUGUAAAACAAAGUAUUUUAUUUUCGUGCCGAAUGAGGCUUUAAAUUGGAAAAACCAUUGUAUAGGCUUUUGCGUGCUUUGUAUGCUAAUUGAACACUCUGGAAGCCAACCAAUCAGAGAACUCUAACAGGCAAGUCUCACUUCUCUCGAGACUUACUUUUGAAUAAUCUGAAUAGCUGCCCAGUUUUAAACAUUCAGUAGACUGUUGCAUAGCAGGUGGGAUCAUAGAUAGGUUUAAAACCUUUCAUAUAGUAAAUUUAUUUAUUAAAAAAUGUAAUGUGGCUAGCAACCACUGGCCACAUAAUUGUUGGUUUUUAGCUAUUUGCCCGCUGGCAGCCUGGAUUUAAAGCAUUCAUGUCCGGAUUUAGGUGGCGUUCUUUCUGUCCUUUAAUCCAGACCUAAUUCAGACUCAUUAAGGGCCUGAGUUGCAAAAUCCAAGUAUUGUUAAAUAGUGUGAAAAAUGUUGUGAUUUUGUAGUUCUUAUAGACUCUAUUCAAUAUGUAGCAAUUUUACCACAUGACAGGAGGCUUCAUAUUUUGCAUAUAACUCUCUUUACUAACUCCAUAUAGCAGUAAAGAAAAGUGAAAACAUUAACCAAUCAAAAUGCAAUAGGAAGCAUAGUAUUCACAGUGAUGAGGCUCCUCCCCCUCUUUCUUUACUGCUCCAUCAGCAGACAGGUCAGAGUUUCAGGCUCUUCCCUUUUUUAUAUACUGUAGUCUUAUAUUGUAUACUGUAUUCUUAUAUUAUAUGUUAUAUUUACUUUAUUCUGUAUUGUUUUUUCUCCUGGGGGACUUUCUCCCUCCUGUCCUGGGGGUCUUAUUCAGUCUUUGUUAUACCUCACUACAUGUUUCAUUUUACUGUAUCUCAGCUCCUCUGAUGGGCUUUCUGUGUUUCCCCCCCCCUUUUUUCUCCUCCGUUUUUUUUCCCCGUUUUCGCUGGUCUCCCAGCUGUUUUUCCUCUCAGGGUAACGCUCACCCUGCCCCCUAGUACUCCCUUGCGGCUCCCCAGCCGCAUUCUACAUCGCCGGCUCGCCGGGAAACCUCUUUUCCCGGCUCCCCGGCGGCCAUCUUGGAUCUCGCGUCUCGCGAGAUUCUCGGCCGCCAUUUUGGGAGUCCCGCGGGCUGCUUAGUACCGGCCGCCGACCGCAACCCGCUCAUCCGCAGACACCUCCCAGCCGUCUGGGGUGUACUGUAUGGUUCUAGACUUCUGUUUGCAAGAAGUACAGCUGGCAGGGGUCACUGACGUUUUUACUAUAAGGAUUCAGGGGCUGCUGGCCCUACUAAGUGGUGAGUCCACUAUUAUUAUUUAUUUACUAGGUGGAUUUUGUGCCACCCACAGUUCUAACAGGGUGAGGCCCUUAGUUCACUGCUGCCAUCAGGUGGAUUUUGUGCCACCUAUGUAUAUGUAUUUGGAAAGGGGCAUCCCAACCCCAUCUUAACACCAGAUUAAGUGGAUUUUGUGCCACCCACACUGUCAUAUACAUUUCUGGGUGAGGCCCAGCUAGAAAACCCAAUUUACCCUGCUGGGGUUUCUGGUACUUCUUGUACCUGUGCUACCACACACCCUGCUGGGGUGUUGUCAUUAUUAAUACUGAAUCCAUACUCCACCUGACCCCUAGCCCAUCUGCCCUGUGCCAACAACUCACUAUGGAAGCGUCCCAGACCUCUGCAGACUUCCAGUCACUGAUUGCGGACACCAUCUCCGCUUCUAUGGAGAAAGCGCUGUCCAAGAUUAUGUCGGCGUCUACCGACAAAUCUAAAAAAGCCACGCUGGCCCAACCUCAGGACGAAGACUCUGAGGCCUCUGAGUCACACAUACAGGCGGAUCCACGCCCCACCAAACGUCACUGGAAGGGUGAGAAAGCGGGCCAUACCCCUGGCAAGGGUAAGGCACCCUCCAAACGCCACAGACCAACCCCACCUACUCAUGCCCACUACUCAUCGGAUGAGGGGGACGAACACACGCGCUCUAUGGCCGUGUUAGACGAGUGGCAAGCCGCGGACUCUGAUUCGCACGAUGACGCUUGGGACUCGGACUCCGGCUCCCAUUCUGGCUUCUUACGAGGUACCUUCCUGGACGACAUCCAGUUGCCUGAUGACCUCGCGCCCGCUCAAGAAGGGGAUACCAUCCUAGACCCCACGGGGCAACGCCUCUUUGACCCUCGCAAUAUCCGCCAUCCACGCUCUGGAGACUGGACCCCCCCCGACCACCUCUCCAGGUUUAUGCACCGCUGGCUACGCAAACCACUUGAUAAAACGGUGCGCAACCGUCUACGCUCUGAAUGCCCGCGCCCCUCGCUCCCCGACCACGUAACACAGACCCCGGAGUUUGAUCAGGUGAUGAACACCUUUAUGUCCCGAGGUGGCCGCGACCCUCGGCGGGGCGUGGAGAAAGGAUUCCACGGGGUCCAGGAUAAACUGCUGGACUCAAUCGGCCCACUCUCCCGCAUAUUAUACCUGGCGGAUGAUGCGUUCACUAGGGCCGACCAAUUUGACUCUAGCAUGGUCAAAGAGUGGGCACAUGACAUUAGGGAAUGGGCACAACGGUGCUUCUGUUUUGUUGGUAAUACCAACGUAGCCCUCUCCUCUGAGAGGCGCAAGGCAGCUUUACUCCGUAUUGACGGAAAACUGGUGGAUUUGGGCACCAAAGAAUUGGGACCGUUGGCACAGGGCAAGUUGUUCGGAGAACCUUUCUUAAAAGAACUGAACAAGCAUGUUAAUAUCUUUACGUCCCUCAAUAAGGCUCAGACGUCUAUGAAACGAGUCUUCAGAGGCUACCCCAGCCGGGGUGUUUUUGGACGGGCUGGCCGCUACAGGGGCCGAGCAGCCAGCCGAUUCUGGCCUUCUGGCCCCCGGUCACACAGACCACAGCCAUUCUACCCGGAAGUGGGUUCCAGGCAACCAUUCUCCUAUACCCGAGGAGCAGACCGAGGCAGAGGACCUCGUAACCGUGGCAGAGCACGCUUCCCCACAGGUAAGCAACCUAGUGUCUCUAGUUUCAUUCACCCCUUACACUGCAGGUCGUAUUGCUCUGUCUUUUCAGAACUGGACGACCAUCUCCACGGACGCAUGGAUCCUCCAGACGGUUCGGGGCUACAUCAUCGACUUCGUAGAACCCCCUUACCAGCUCGCACACCCGCAUCCCUUUCAAUGCUCCGAGGAGGACCGCCGCCUAAUCGACGGCGAACUACGGGAGCUCAAGGCGAAAGGAGCGAUAGAACCAGCUCACGACGGAAUGGGUUUCUUCAGCAACAUUUUUCUAGUAAAAAAGAAAUCAGGAGAAUUCCGUCCGGUUAUAAACUUGAAGGGACUCAACGCUUUCGUAACGUACAGGCACUUCAAAAUGGAAGGCAUUCACCUGCUGAGAGAUCUACUCCAAGACAGGGACUGGUUUACGAGACUGGACCUCAAAGACGCUUACCUGUCGGUCCCCGUCCAUGGGUCUUGCCGCCAAUUUCUCAGAUUCCUUUGGCAAGACCAACCCUGGCAGUUCACAUGUCUCCCCUUCGGCCUCAGCUCAGCACCGUGGUGCUUCACCAAGCUCCUCAAGCCGGUAGUGUCACAACUACGAACUCAAGGAAUUCGUUGCAUUAUCUACCUGGACGACCUGCUACUAUUUUCCUCAGACAGGUACAGUCUAACACAACACACACGUUAUACCAUUCAGCUCCUGACGUCCUUAGGCUUCGUGGUGAACUACCAAAAAUCGGAGCUGCUCCCAGCCCAGAUGAUACAUUUCCUGGGCUUCGAGAUAGAUUCCAAGACCAGCACCUUACGGCUCCCGAUCUCAAAGAUCACAGCCAUCAAAAAGGAACUACGCAGAGUCAUCCGCUGCAACACCAUUCCACUCCGCAACCUGGCUCGAAUCGUGGGACUACUGUCCGCAUCUAUACAGGCAAUCUUCCCGGGCCCGCUACUCUACAGGGCGAUGCAACGCCUGAAGGCCUCCUUCCUCCGUCAGAACCCUUCCUACGACCAAAACAUUCCGGUAACGGAAGAAGUCAGGGAAGAACUCGGAUGGUGGUUGGACAGCAUGGAAGCUUGGAACGGCCGAGCCAUCUUCGGGAAUGCACCCGACGUUGUCCUGGAAUCGGACGCCAGCCUGUGGGGCUGGGGCGCCACAAGCGAGGGCAGAUCGACAGGAGGCACUUGGACUUCCCAAGAAUCCAACCUCCACAUAAACUGCCUAGAGCUCCUAGCGGGGUCGUUUGCGAUCCGCAGCCUAGCAAGAGACCGGACAGACUGCUGCAUCCUCCUCCGGAUGGACAACAUCUCAGCGGUCCGCUACAUCAACCGUCUGGGGGGAGCCCGAUCCAGACUCCUCUCAGAGAUCACGAAGGAAAUUUUCGACUUUUGUCUACCCCGGAAAAUCUCCCUCAUGGCAGAAUACCUCCCGGGAGACACGAACCUGACAGCGGACUGGUUUUCACGCCACUGGCGGGACAGCAGCGACUGGAAACUGGACCCAGCGAUCUUCCAACGCCUUUCGAUCAGAAGGGGUCCCCUCCACCUGGACCUCUUUGCGUCACGCAACAACAGGCAGACAGACGAGUACUUCAGCUGGCUCCCAGACCCAGAGAGCAAGGCAGUAGAUGCGUUUCUCCAACCUUGGCCACUGUUGGGGGCGUACGCCUUUCCCCCAUUCGCCAUGGUAGCCAGGACGAUGCAAUACCUGAAGACCCAACGCGGAUCCCUGCUCCUCAUCUCACCCCUAUGGCAGGGUCAACCAUGGUUUCCGGAUCUCCUAGCGUCAUCCUACAGAGAUCCCCUCCUCAUACCGUCCUAUCCGACGCUCCUUACGGACCCGAGAGGGAAUCAACACCCGCUCAUCCUGGAAGACCGUCUCACGCUGGUGGCUUGGACGCUUUCAGGGGAGCCUGGCAAACCGAAGAGUUAUCGCAAACAUCUCGAGAUCUCCUAUGGGACUCAUGGGCACCAGGAACCAGACGAUGUUACUUAUCAGCAUGGAACUCCUGGUCUACUUGGUGCAGUGAACGGAAUUUUGAUCCCUUUAUGGCACCUAUAACAGCCAUCAUGAACUUUCUCUCACAUCUCUUCUCCAAGGGCCGAUCUUACCGAUCCCUCAACGUAGUACGCUCCGCAAUUUCGGCGGCCCACGUUCCGGCCCAGGGGAUCCCCGUCGGAAAAGACCCAUUGGUAUGCCGCCUCCUCAGGGGCAUCAGACUUCAGAGGCCUCCGAGACCUAAAUACUCCCGACUAUGGGACGUCGAAAACGUCCUACAGUUCCUGAGGGACUGGCCAGACAACGACAGACUUUCACUCCGACAACUAUCAGCCAAACUGACGCUCCUACUUUGUUUGGUCUCGUUCCGCAGAGUUUCGGACGUACGAGCAUUCGACAUCGAUGCCUUUUCAGUCUCCCCGGAGGGAGUUACCUUUCAAGUUUCACGCCGUACGAAAUCCGACUCCACAUCGGUCUUCUACCCCUUUUUUUCCUACAGAACCGCUUCUCUGCGUGGUAUCUACCCUACAUCGAUACGUAGAGGUUACAACCCGCUUGCGGGUCUCCCCUACGGGCCAACUCUUGGUGUCCUACGUUAGGCCCCACGUUCCCGUCUCUACCACCACCCUGGCCAGAUGGGUAAGAUGGAUCCUGUCCCUGGCAGGCGUAGAGGAAACCUUCGGAGCCCACUCCGUCCGCGGGGCGGCAGCUUCUUCGGCUUUCACCGCAGGCGCAUCCCUGGCAGACAUCCUACGAGCUGCAGAUUGGUCACGAGAAUCGACCUUUCGGACCUUCUACUUCCGACCGAAUGCGGGGGCAGCCACGUCUCUCCUGCUUCAGCGUUAAAAAUGCAAAAUAUGAAGCCUCCUGUCAUGUGGUAAAAUUGAAAAUUAUGCUAGCGCUAGUGUACUUAUAAUCUUAAUUUUAGUAAUGACAGGAAGCGAGUAUUUUCCCACCCUCCACACCCUUGGGGGAUAAGGAUCCAAGUAAGUAUACUUACUCCGUGUAUUCCUUACUUCUUCUAUCUUCCUACUCAUCUUGUAUGACUCAGGCUUGUACUUUGUUUAGUUAGAUCAUUGUUAUCGUUUACUGUCAUAUUUAUACUAAUUUUCAUCUAGUUUUACAUCAGUGCAGUGGAAAUUGUGUUGGGUUUAUUACAUUACUGCAAACAGUUGCCUGAUCGGUACCUAACCUUCUCCACGUUCUUUUUCAGCAUAACUUUGGGACAUUACAUCUCAUACUCAGGAUGGACACGUUUGGACCGUCCUUCAGCGAUUAGGACUUCGCAUUCGGAAAGUCACCCGUUGGUGCAUGUUUCAAGACUUUAUCCGUUUUUUCUAUAUUUGUCUUUGAUGUCGCUUUCGAAAGAGGGGGAGGAGCCUCAUCACUGUGAAUACCAUACCUCUUACUGCAUUUGAUUGGUUAAUGUUUUCACUUUUCUUUACUGCUAUAUGGAGUUAGUAAAGAGAGUUAUAUGCAAAAUACUCGCCUCCUGUCAUUACUAAAAUUAAGAUUAUAAGUACACUAGCGCUAGCAUAAUCUUCAAUUCGAUUUAAUGAAUAACCCUUGCAAAGGCCAGAAUAAGUGAGCUGGUGUGAAUUAUGGUAAAUUGAAAACAAAUAGCAAAUCUCAGUUUGAAAUGGGCAAGUUGUUAGAAUUUUCCCAGACAUCUUUUUUGAGCACAUUGACAUACUGAAAGAGACAGCCUCUUUCUGGACGAAGAUAGAUUACAUUGUUUUACAUUUUUUAUUUUGUUUGUCUGUUUAUUCAGCACUCUGUAAAAAUUAUUAAUCCAUUCUUGACCAUGGUUGGACUUUUUUGAAACAAAAAAACUAUGACAUCAUGCCUCCCAACAUUUCACAUUGGCAAAAGGGAACAAUUUAAUUUUGGGGGUGCAAGUGAGGGUGUGGUUAGGGAUAGGACUGUUUUGAGGAAAUUUAGAUGAUGUACUAAUUAUGUAACUAAAUGUGAUUUAGAACAAAAACAAUGUAUAUUAUAUACACAGCAUUUUCUAAACACAUUUAUUGUAGUUUGAAAACACAUUACUGUGCGUAUCAUUGCUGUGGGAGCUCUGUCACACACUCAGGCACACUAACAAUAUGGAGUUUCUAGAAAAGAGAUGCAUUGGGAUAAAAAAGAGUGGCAAAGGGAUGUGGGUCCUAAUAGGGACUGUCUCUUCUAAAGUGGGACACUUGGGAGGUAUGUGACACUUGACAUGACAUCUGUCAUGAAGGAUUAAUUAUGUCACCACAUAAAAAGCCCUCUGCUUGCAUUUACCCACAGCCAGUGGCACAAUAAGCAGGGUGUUCCUAUCACUCUAUGAAAGAAAGCAGCUCUUGGCAAGCAGGGACAGCAUGCCAAGAGAUGCUUUCCCACUCUGGGUAGAGGAAAAUGAAGCUCCUCUACUGCGGUCUAUGAGGCCAUUCUACAGAAAAAUAAGAAGCACCAGAAGGGGAGAUGGGGUAAGAGACACACAGAGCAGAAGGAGACAUUACAUGGGAAGUAAGAGACACAAGAAUGGGAUGUAGGAGACACAUGUGGGAGUAUAGAAACACAACAUGGAGGGUAAGAGCCACACAAAAGGAGCUAGGAGAUACAGUAAGGGGUUUUGACACAUAGGAGGCAUAAGAGAUAUGUAACAGAGCUCCCCGUACUCCGACCGAGUACCCUCCGUUGAUGGACGCUUCCUAGCUUGCACCGAGGACCACAAGCACCGCACCAGACACCACAGACUCCGCAACCGCUGUAGCUUGACUGAAGUGUCGCCGUCUUCCUUCCACCCUGGAUCAGCUUCUGGCCUCCAGGACCGUGUGGGAAAGACCUCUUCCUUCCAUCCUGUUUAAACCUCCAGCAUCCAGGACUGCGUGGGGAAGACCUCUCCUCCAAGGAGAGCGUGUCAGGAACAAGCUCUUAAAAGAGCUAAGUGAUUCAAGCUCAGGGGAGUUUACAGAGCAAUGCAAACCCCAGUGUGAUUAUAACAACUCCCUCCAAUAACGAGACAUGGCUAUAUUUAGAGGGAUCAAAAAGAACUUUCUAAACCUUUAUUUUACUUGGGACUAGCCCAUAUGGUCAUUACAAUAACAAUGCUGUGAAAACUCAAUACAAUUACAAACAGCCAAAUCAUAGCAGGCAACAUACAGUGACUUAUUAUAACACAAUGGCAUAUUUUUAAAGGGGUGGGGGAGACAAUAUUUAACAGAAAAUAUCUCACGUGCCUGCAGAAUUAGCAAUAUGCAAAUCUACCCAAUUAUGCAAAUGAACCAGUCUUGCUAUUCAGGUAGUGCAUAUUGCUGUUGCUACCAACAGAGGGCACUAGACAAGCUCCAUAGCCAAAUCCACCUAGUUGGUAGCAAAUCUCAGCAGUACAGGAAAGCAGGCAAUACAUUUCACAGUACACACAUACACUAUAAACAAUUACAUUACACACACCCUGCACCUAUAAUGGGUACAGGGUGACUAAAACAUAAGAGAAAUAAAUCAACCUACAUAAAUAGUCUGUCUGAAGGUAGAACACGGGCUUUAAAGCCAAAUACAUCAAAGAGUCAUAGUCACAGGGAAGGAGGCUGGCAAACAGGCCUCUCCAGGACCAAGUGGCGAAGGGCCCUUCGUCACAAGAUACAAAAAAGGGGGUAGGAGACACAACAGGGGAGUAAGACAUGCAAAGAGGCAUAAGGCACAAUGGGGCAUAAAGACUGGGUUGGGGGUGUAAGGCACAAUAAUGUGGUAAGAGACACAAAGGGAAAGAGACAAAAGGGGGGGUAUACCAGACACGUUUGAGAGUUUAAGAUAUGAUGGGGCAUAAUAGACACAAGAAAGGGGAUAGGAGACAUUUGAGUGUGGUUGGAGACACACAUGGGGGGUAAGAGAUGGAAGGGGGCAUAAAAGACACAACAAGGCAGCAGUUUCAUCCUGGGUGCCAAGUACCUUAGUACCCCUCUGCUCACAGAUAAUAUAAUUUCAGCAGUAGUAUACUUGGGAUAAUUCCAGAGACAAUACAACAUAUUUUAAAGUGAAAGUAAUAUCCUUUAAUGGCUCAUCAUAUGGUCACAUUUGGGUUUUUUUUGGUUUGUUUUAAACAUGUUAAUACCGCAUCUCUAUAAAGUUGUGGGAAGUUGGUUAAGGUGGUUGGUCAACUAAUGUGGCACUUUUUUUAUUUAAUGGUAUUAUAUUUACCAUUACAAGAAAUUAUAUCUCUGUGUCAUUGAUUAAAGCUAGUUUUCCCAUAUACCUUUAGUUUAACCUUGUAUGUGCUGAUUCAUGGAAGCUGGAUCUCUUUCAAUCGUGUGUGAACCUUGGAUUUUUCCUUGGAUCAUUGUUCAUUGGAUACUUUGCUGACAGGUGAGUACUGACAUGUAAAAACUGUAUUUUUGCCACCCACUUUAAAAGUACAACAAAGAGAGCUAAGUAGUGGACCUGUCAUGUUGAAAAUACUCAUGUAUUUCAGUAUUAAAGCUGCCUUGUCACUUUCAGGGGCGCUUUCUUUGAUAAUGACAUCAUCGAUUGAGGUGUAGUGGCCCACAGGUGCAGCAGAGGUAAGUUAUACAUACCUGAAACUCCCCCUGCAGGCGCCACCAUCUUCGCUCUUCGGUUCCUGUGUUUUUUUAUUUUUAAAGACAAAACUGUUUUUUUAACCACUUAGUUGUUCUCUUUUUGCAGGGAGUGGGUAUAAUUCAUCACUCCAUGUUGGUCCAGCUUUGGCUCCAUUAGAAGCAUGUUUUCAGAUAUUUUUAAAGGACCACUAUAGGCACCCAGACCACUUCAGCUUAAUGAGGUGGUCUGGGUGCCAGGUCCAGCUAGGGUUAACCCAUUUUCUUAUAAACAUAGCAGUUUCAGAGAAACUGCUAUGUUUAUAAAUGGGUUAAUCCAGCCUCCAAAUCCUCUAGUGGCUGUCUCAUUGACAGCCGCUAGAGGCGCUUGCGUGAUUCUCACUGUGAAAAUCACAGUGAGAACACGCAAGCGUCCAUAGGAAAGCAUUGUAAAUGCUUUCCUAUGAGACCGGCUGAAUGCGCGCGCAGCUCAUGCGCAUUCAGCCGAAUGGGAGGAGAAGAGGAGGAUCGGAGGAGGAGAGCUCCCCGUCCAGCGCUGGAAAAAGGUAAGUUUUAACCCCUUUCCUCUCCCCAGAGCCGGGCGGGAGGGGGACCCUGAGGGUGUGAUCGGGCUAAUCCUGCCUGUCAAGCAUUGUAUGCUUCUCACUGGAAAUUAAGCUAAUGUAAAGUCAAAGGGCUCAUAGACUAAGGAGGUCAAACAUAGUAUCUACGGUGGUCCAGUGGUCUGCACCUCCAGCAAGUUCAGACUAAAGUAACUGCUCUUCCGACAAUGCUCAAUGAAUGACUUAGAGCAGUGGUUCCCAAACUAGUCUUCAAGGCACCCCUACCAGUCGAGGAUUUAGGAAUUACCCAGUUGUGCCUAAUGUGUUUUUUUUCUUUUCUAAAUACACCUUAGACACAACUGGGUAAUCCCUAAAUCCUGGUAGGUGUGCCUUGAGGACGGGUUUGGGAACCACUAACAGAGUAUUUUCAUGGAAUCCUGAUGGUAGUGCCCUAACUCAUUUACUGAAUGCCUUGAUGGUAGGGCCCGGUCGCAAUCAGGAUUGUUGCGAGACUGGUAGCUCCGCUUGUGGUCUGCAGUAUGGAAAUCAUCUAGGCCACAUGUGUUCAAUGUAAUUAAAAAAGUGUAAGAGGCAAGUUUACAGAAUACUCUAAGUCAUUAUCAGGGCAGCAGUACUCUUUGGAUAUGGGAAUUAUAUAUGAUGUUCAAAAAUCUUCAAGGUCCUAUAAUAUACCAUAAUUAGAUCAGGUAACUACGAAUAAUGCAUUCGAGUUAGCAGAGCCCUGUCACAUCCUGUUCCUAGCUGCGGAUCAUUCUGGCAAUGGCUUCUGGUAUCCAGUACUCUUUUUACAAUUCUUGUUUAGUUUUUCUUGGUUUUCUGGUUUUCUAUUCUAUGUCUGGUUUUCUUUAUUGCUGGGAUUUCUGAGUUCAUUCUUAUAUUCCGUCCCUGGAUUUCCCAGUCUCUUGGAUUCAUUUGUAUGUUUGUUUUAUAUUGCCAAACCCGUUUGUUUUCCAUUUUCCUUUCGUUUCAGUCUGGACCUGCAGCAGUGUUUCAAGUCUCUGCCCUUUCUUGCAGGUAAGUGCUAUAUAUGUCUUCUUUGGUUGUUUUAGUGAACAUUAGGCAGUGUAGGACCUGCCAGAUAUGGGGUACACUGGCGUUGUGGCAGGCUUUUGCAAUGUAUGAUCAUAUAAUGUAACUAAACCUUCAUACUUUUCAUAUAUAGUGCUUAGUUAUGUCUCCUCUUGUUUUACCUCGUAUCUCUUGUCUUGUUUUAUUUUGUAUUCCCAGUUCAUGUACAGUCCUGUCCUGCCCUGUUCUUGUUUUCCUCAUGCCUUGUGUACAUGUUCUGGGUUCUGCUGUCUGUCCUGCUCUGGUUCUGGGUUCUCCUAGCUUUCUCUUUUUUUUGAAGUAUGUAAAACCAAACCGACUCCACAAAGUAAAUUACUGUCACGGUAGUAUACCCCAACACGCAAGAAUAGUCCAACCAGAGACAAGAAAACAAUAUACGUCUUACCGGGCCUUAGAAUGGCCGGACUUUGACGUGGACAGGAAAAGACAGAUUCAAGAACGAGCAGAGGUCAAGGGAACAGAGAGACAGCGUAAACAAGAACUAGCCAAGGUCUGGUACACAGAAGUCAGGAACCCGGCGAACAAGACAAAGCAGGGAUAAAGAGAAAAACGGAGUUAGGUACAAAGCCAAGGUCAAGCACGAAAAAAAACACUACUACACGAAGCAGGCACUAAAGGGAACUGAAUCAGAAACCAAGAUAGGGCAGGGAGUUAAGGGAAAGGUGAGUAUAAAUACCUAUUAGUUUAAUUUGAUUGGCCCUUGUCAUAUCCACACCCCCAAAAUGUGAGUGUAUGGGGAAUGUGAAAUGACAUGGGCCAAUGGGAGACCUUUUUUAUUUUUUGCUCCCACUGCAUUGCAUAAGCCUGCCAACCACGCCAAUGUACUCCGUAUCUGGCAGGUCCUACACUGCCUAAUGUAUGCUAAAACAACCAUACUAAACCACAAUAUAGCACUUACCUGCAAGAAAGGGCAGAGACUUGAAACACCGCUGCAGGUCCAGACUGAAACAAAAGGAAAAUGGAAAACAAACGGGUGUGGCAUUAUAAAACAAACAUUUAAAUGAAUCCAAGAGACAGGGAAAUCCAGGGACGGAAUAUAAGAAUGAACCCAGAAACCCAGCAUAAAGAAAACCAGACAUAGAAUAGAAAACCAGAAAACCAAGAAAAACUAAACAAGAAUUGUAAAAAGAGUACUGGAUACCAGAAGCCAUUUCCAGAAUGAUCCGCAGCUAGGAACAGGGUGUGCCAAGCCCUAGGUAUAUGUUGCUAUAAUUAUUAAGAAGUGCACUCAGUAAGGAUGUUCCUGGGUUUGAGAUUGAGCUGCAAUUGGAAUGAUGUGAAAUACUGCAUGUCUCAAUAGCGCCUGCUGUGAAGGACAAAGCCUCCAACUGCAUACCCAAGGACCUCUGGAAUGUAGGUGUCUCCAAAGUAAAAUUCAGCUAAAACUUUUUUGUUGGUUGUAUUGAGUGCCGGGAAAAAUAAUAAAACUUUUCUUGCAGAUUUGGCCGUAAACCCUGCCUAUUAAUAUCUCUUUUUAUCACUGCUGUCUUUGGAGUUCUGGUGGCAUUUGCUCCAACAUACCCCCUGGUUGUUACAUUUCGUUUUAUUCAAGGAUUAGUAAGCAAGGGGAGCUGGCUGUCUGGUUACAUUCUUGGUAAGCUAAUUAAAUAAUAAAACAAUUUAUAAAUGUAACGUGUGAAAGUCUUAUGUCAUUAUGCAUAACUGCUAGGUCAGCACUUCGAUCAAUGAAGGUCCAUCUUUGACCAUCAUAUGGUCACAACGGACCAACUCCUGCUUUCCCUGUACACUUUAUUCGAUGAACGGGUGUUGGUGAUGUGAUCCUAAUGUGAACUCAGUGUGUUCCUUUUUCCUUUGUGGUACAAUAAAGUUGCAGCCCUAACUCUUCCUCUGCUGAGUGCGGAGCAGUGAAGCGCUAAACACCUGUAUAGUGUAAUUCUCCGUUAUUGUGUGCACUUGCCCUGUUAUCCUACCCUCUGAAUGCAUUAUGGGCCCAAAAGGAAAGCUGGAAACCAAUGGAGUAGGCAGAUAUUUCCAUGGAGAUAAGAAGAGCUACACGUUAUAGGAAACAAUGUUUUUAGGACACAUGCUGUUGCCGCAUCUGCUUAAAUGAGCCGAAUGAUGCUGGUGAUGUAAGAAUGAGGUAGUUUAUGAUGAGCUAGUUCAUUUUUUUAGACAAUAAAAGUCUGGCUUUAAUAAUGAGACAGGCAACUGAUGAUGGAAGGAAAGACCUUGAAUGUUAAUAAAUUACCAUGCAGGCAAAAGAAAGCCCUGUAUAGUCAAUUUAUAUAUCGAAUUAACGCCCCUUCAGAAAUGCUCAAAUGAGAGAGUAAUGGGCUUAGUUAUAAGAGUAGAGCCAGCCCUUACCACAUUGAGAAAUGCAUGAGAAACACCAAGUGAGGGAUUGCUUAUUGCAAUGAUCCUAAAGGAUCUGCCCAAAUCAUUUAAGCCAUAUUACGUUAAGCAAAGCAAUGGAAAUUUCUCUUCUAGUUACCUAGAGUUUAAGGAGCAAUUGAGACAUUUUGAAGAUAUUGAAAAUUAUUGAGUGCAAAUGAUGCCAGAGUGUUAAAAGUGAGCAAUGUGACUUCAAGAUUCAGAAUGAAAGAUGAUUUUAACAUCACUGGUUAUAACUGCGGACAAAGAAGGCACAAAGUCAGAGCGUGCUCCGGUAAUCAAAAUGGCGGACAGUCAUUGUGGUGUAACUACUUCACGCAAUGCAUAGAGAUGCAGAUUGUAGAUGUCAAAAAAGAGAUAAUAUUAAAGAAGCAGCAUAUAACAAUGAUAACAGACAACACAAGAGAUGGCCAACUUAAUGUGCUAAUAUCAAAACUAAUGGUCGACACAGGGCCAAAAUCUCACAUAAUUAAGAACAUCAAAAAAUUUGAAAGCUUUGAUAACACCUUUAGGCAAGAGAAACACUUCAUGGAGAUGAGGUAAAGGAAGCAAGUGUGGCACUGUAGAACGAUGAUGCUGAAAUGUACCUACUUGACAUUAAGGGAAAUAGAGUCUAGCAACCUUAACAAAUAACCCUCAAGACAUUUUGUCUGCAGAAGCAGCAGUAAGCAAUGGUGCAUGAGUUAGCUUUAGACCAGGCAGAAUUGAACUCAUUUGCAAAAAUGGCAUUUUAAUUCAUAAUUCAGAAAUACAAUAGGCUUUACUAUCUUAAUACUUUUGCUGAAAGUAAAAAUAGCUGCCAUGCAUAAUAUUCAGACUUGGCAUGAAAUUCAAGGCCACUGAAAUUGUAAUAACAUAGCAAAGUUAAAAAGUGUCGUGAAAGGAAUGAAGAUUAAGGGCAAAGUAAAUAAUUACAUUUUUUAACUGUGAAAUGUGCACUCAAGAAAAUUUGUUCAAUGUAGAAGCAGAGAUCUUGAUACCCGUCAUCCACUUGGACAUUGUGUGACACAGCAGCGUCUACUGGUUGAACACUUGACCCACAAUCAUCCACAGAGACAAUAUGUGUCACAGCACCAUACAAAGUUUGAAUGUUCCAAGUCCCCAAUAUAUUUAGUAAAUAUUUCGCAUUCGAUGGUAAUGCAGACAGAAUGUGAUUUGUAUUGUCCAAGUUCCAUAACUUCCCCUCCUUUGCAAAGCUAUAUAUUAUAGUGUUAUGUGGUUGUCUGUAUUAUUCCCCAUAUUUUGCUUUAUGUAUUAUAGUGAAUGUGUCACCAUAACUCUAAAUGUCAAAAAGAAAAAAAGUGUUUAAGGCGCUUCAAUUAAUAUUUAUAAGUAACAAACUGAUAUAGAAAAGUGCUUCCCCAACACUCCAACAAAAGACAUUCAAACAUAAAAUACAUAUACCAGUUAUAACAUGCCCCCUUUAGUGCAUCAGUGGAAAAAUUGGCAUACAAACUGUGACAGAUUCAUCUGCAGUGUUGGUUCGUCUGUUUCCCUUUGUUCGCGGAAUUGCCUGUUCAUAUACCCCCGUUCGUGUAUUUGCAAAAUGCCGAUUGAAACUACCGAACGAACGACCACCCAGGAGAGGAGUGUGCUGCUGGUUAACCUCUUGGCCCCAAUUAGAACGUUGUGGUUAACCGCAGACACCUCUCCAUUCCAUUCGUACGGGUGGUCGUCGUUCGCAUGUCGACCACGAGGCAGCGGCCAUUUUGGGACAUACGAACACAGAGCGGUGUUCGGUACAAACUGUAUGGAACUAAAAACGGACACUUAAACUACCGAACACCGCUGAAAAGCUGCUGCCUACCUUCCUUUUCGACAAGGCAUGCGAACGUCGGUCGUUCGGGAGUUUUAUUCAUUCGUAUGGACUUUUACCCCGACAGCCAUCCCAUGGAGUCAUUCGUAUACCGAAGGACUGGUGAAAGACUUUGACUCCAUGGCGAUUCGACUAGAUACAUCGGAUCUGAGCGCUAUUCGGUGAAAACAUGCCCUCAGAUCCAGGCUGUCUGGGGAUACGUUACACGAACCAUAUGCAUUCGGUAUUUCUGUAGUUAUGUAUUUUAAUGUCUUUUUGUUACUGUAAUUUAAGAUGGCGAUGGUCUCUACCUUGGGAGAUAAUUAGGUUUCUUCCCCAAUUAUCUCCAAGGUAAAGAAGACGGAAUUAUGGGCAAGAUGGGAAGGGCUAUUAUUGAAGCCACUGCGAUUGGCUACUGUCCAAUAUGUGUUACAGUCUUCCACAAGGUCCCCUCGGGGAGUGUCCACCUUGUGGAGACCUGCAUAAAUACCGGGCAGGUAGCCCCCAUUAAACAGAUCUUCAUUUGACCCUCAAGACGGAGCUUGGUCUCGUUUGUGGGGGGAAUUAUUAUUGGGACAGCGCUUUCGUUAUUUCUAGCUGUGGAAGGCGUUCGACUGUUUGGCUGAUCGGGAGUUGCCGUGUUCGCGGACUUCGUUCGGGAGUUUGGGCGAUCGGCUGGAUUUAAACUGCAUUUCUGGAAAAGGGGAUUAUUGCCUAAACGGCGGCUUCAUCUACCCGACGGUACGUGUCGUAACAAUUGGUGGCAAGCGACGGGAUGAAUCCUACAGCCCAGAAGGCCAGCUACACAUCCCAGGUUGGAAAUGCAGUAUGAGGAGUUAAGGCGUGCUACCCUUAAAGAUAUAUUGGAGCGCAGAGGACGAUCAGCGAGUAAUCUCAAGAAAAGAGAGAUUAUUUCUAUACUAUUGGAAAUGGAUGCAGCACAGGGAGCGGGGGGAGCGAAUGUGCCUGGCAUACUGGAGUUAACACCCGAGGAGAUACAGUUUAACCGGGCAGUUCAGAUCAGGCUGGCACAUUUUGGCCCCAACCCCGCAGCAGAUAUUGUGGUGCAAGUGCAAGCAGCAGUAGCAGCACAACAGGCGCUUCAAGGAAGAGGCGCUGCAGCAGCUGAGGUACCUUAUAAUAAUAAUAAUGGAAGGAGAAAAGUACCUUUUGCUGCAUUUCGGAACUUUGUAGAAGCCGAAGGAGAAAUCGAUGGGUUCCUGGCGGAUUUUGAAAGGCAAUGUGCCUUACACCAGGUACCCGCAGGAGAAUGGGUCCCCAUCCUCUCUGGGAAGUUAUCCGGCCGGGCCAGUGAGGCGUUUCGGGCCAUCCCAGAGGAGGAACUUACCAGCUACAGGGCAGUGAAAGAUGCCCUUUUGGCCAGAUAUGCUGUGACCCCGGAGGCAUACCGGCGGCGAUUCCGGGACACUAACAAGCAGGCUGGUGAUUCUUAUGUUGAGUGGGCAUGCCGAGUGCACCGCACCGCAGCCCACUGGAUGGCAGGGUGCCAAGCGGUAACUGGGGAAGAGGUGCUGCAAGUGUUUUUGUUGGAGCACUGUUUUGACCGCUUACCUGUAGGAGUCAGAGAGUGGGUUAGGGACCGCAAACCCGCUACCUUACCCGAAGCUGCUCGUCUGGCUGAUGAGUACACUGACGCCAGGAAACUGGACCAGACAGCAGCCAAGGUCCCUACCCGAGUGGAGUACAAACCAGCAGCUCCUUCAACCUCUGCCGUGUAUCAACACCCAGCACAACGCACCCCCACCAUGCCAACAGCGAACAAUUACAUUCAGCCAGCCCGGUUCAACGCCCGGGAUUACUCACAGCCGAUCCGUUGCUAUGGGUGUAAGCAGUUGGGGCACAAGCGACCCGAGUGCCCAUUAAACAAUUCAAGCCAAGCCCAGUCGUGGAGAAGACCAGCCGGCGGAAAUCAGCAGCCACCUCCACCUUCCGCUCACUGUCUUGAGCAGGAGGAAUUUUGGGGUAUACUACAUGAGGCGGAUCCAGUACAAGCAGCGCAGCAGGAUAACCGUCAACAGCACAGACAGACCGUUAAACUGAAUGGCAAAGCAGUAAUUGGUCUGAGAGACACCGGAGCCACUAUGACUUUGCUCCAAAAGAACCUUGUUUCCGAACACCAGCACACUGGAGAUACUGUGGCAGUGAGGGUGGCGGGAGGUGCAGUGUUCCGUUUACCGGUUGCCCGGGUUCACCUGGAUUGGGGGGUGGGCUCUGGACAUGUGAAUGUGGGGGUCAUGAAAGACUUACUGGCCGAUGUUUUGCUUGGGAAUGACUUGGCCCCUUUGGUGUCCGCUUAUGCUCCAAUGGGACCUGCCGCUAUCAACCCAGUGACUACCCGUGCCCAGACCCGUGCUGCUGGAACCAGCCCACCUGCUGCUGAGACCCAGGUAAGGACCGAGUCCCCGACUGGUACCAUAGCACAGACCUUUGUUAACUGGGAUUCCCCAGUGGAGUUUGGGAGGGAAACUCAGACAGAUUCGACCCUCCAGAAGUAUAGGGACAGAGCAGAUACUGGAGAGGAAGGAUUAGAUGGGGAACGGUAUGAGUGGGUGGGGGACAGGUUGUAUAGGAUCCCCAAGCUUUCCCCGAAGAGUGUUGCCCCUCCGCCGAAUCGACAGCUGGUAGUGCCCGCGAAAUACCGGCAGGAGAUUCUGCGGAUAGGGCAUGAUGUUCCGUUAGCUGGACAUCUAGGUUCCCGCCGCACAGCUUAUAGGAUCAUGCAGAACUUUUUUUGGCCAAACUUCAAUCAGGCUGUGCGGACAUACUGCAGUAUGUGUGACACAUGUCAACGGAUAGGAAAGCGGGGGGACCACCCAAGAGCUAGGCUUAUGUCUAUGCCUAUCAUUGGGGAGCCCUUUGCCCGCAUAGCCGUUGACAUUGUGGGUCCACUGGCCAGGGCUAGUCCAUCCGGUAAGAAAUAUAUUCUCACCUUGGUGGAUUAUGCCACUCGCUAUCCGGAGGCAGUAGCGCUGUCUAAUAUAGAGGCAGAGACAGUUGCUGAUGCCCUGGUUAGGAUUUUUACCAGAGUCGGGUUCCCUCAAGAGAUUCUCUCUGACCAGGGAACCCAAUUCACCGCUGUGCUCACCCAGCAACUGUGGAAGGUGUGCGGUAUUAAACCGCUGCUUAGCUCACCUUACCAUCCACAGACUAACGGUCUCUGCGAGCGAUUUAAUGGCACCCUCAAACAGAUGCUGAGGACCUUUUCUGACACUUGCAGAGACUGGGAGCGAUUCCUGCCUCAUCUGUUGUUUGCCUACAGAGAGGUGCCCCAGGAAUCUACUGGGUUCUCCCCCUUUGAGUUACUAUAUGGGAGAAGGGUCCGCGGACCCCUAGAUCUCAUUAGAGGCCACUGGGAGGGGGAGACAGAGCAGGAAGGGACCCCCAUAGUACCCUAUGUUCUGGAACUCCGGGACCGCAUGGAGAAACUGUCCCUAAUGGUAAGGGAGAAUCUCCAGGUGGCUCAGGGGAGACAGAGGAGGUGGUACGAUCGGGGUGCCCGACAGCGAGUUUUCCAGGUUGGGCAGAAAGUACUAGUGCUCAAACCUGUGAAGGCGAACAAGAUGCAGGCAUCUUGGCAGGGCCCGUAUAAGGUGUUAGCGCAGAUAUGUGAUACUACCUACCUUAUAGCCAGCUGUUCAGAUGAAAGGAUCCAGCGAUCCUUCCAUGUGAACAUGCUAAAGGAGUAUCAGGAGAGACCGGAGAAUGUCGCUGCAGUAUGUGCCCCUGCUGCAGAUGAUACAGAAAGUUUACCCUUGCCAGACCUGUUAGAGAGGGACCCCCAGACGGAUCUUACUAGCCUAGUACAGCUAGGGGACAGAUUGAGCGCUACCGAGAAGGGCCAGGCAAGACAGCUUUUGUGGGAAAAGCAGGCGACCUUCUCCCAAGAACCUGGUUACACUACCCUAGCUGUACACAAGGUAGAAACCCCUGGACAGAACCCUCUGCGACAACCCCCUUACCGUAUCCCUGAAGCAGUCCGGGAAGGAAUGCGGAAGGAGAUACAGGAGAUGACCCAGCUGGGGGUCAUCGAACACUCCGAUAGCCCUUGGGCCUCGCCUGUAGUCCUGGUGCCCAAGAAGGAUGGGACCACCCGGUUCUGUGUGGACUACAGGCGUCUCAAUGAGCGGACCACCACUGACGCCUACCCGAUGCCUCGGGUAGACGAAUUGCUAGAUCGCAUUGCCAGGGGACGCUAUCUGACCACCAUAGACCUGUGCAAAGGCUACUGGCAGAUUCCCCUGGCCGAGGAUGCUAUCCCCAAGUCGGCCUUUGUCACCCCAUUUGGCCUGUACCAAUUUAAGGUCAUGCCAUUUGGGAUGAAGAAUGCCCCGGCUACCUUCCAGCGCAUGGUGGAUAGACUUCUUGAUGGAUUCCAGGAAUUUGCUUGUGCAUACCUGGAUGACAUUGCGAUCUACAGUGAGUCCUGGGAAGAACACCUAGUACAUGUAGGGGUAGUGCUGGACAAGAUUCGGGCCGCUGGCCUGACAUUGAAGCCAGAGAAGUGCCAUUUAGGCAUGGCUGAAGUGCAGUACCUGGGUCACAGAGUAGGGUGUGGGAGCCAAAGGCCAGAGCCAGCCAAGAUAGAGGCAGUUGCCAACUGGCCCACACCUAUCACCAAGACCCAGGUGUUAGCCUUCCUAGGGACAGCAGGGUACUAUAGACGCUUCGUCCCCGACUACAACUCUAUUGCUAAACCCCUGACUGACUUGACCAAGAAAAAUCUUCCUAAGCAGGUCCUGUGGUCUCCGGCUUGUGAAGCUGCGUUCCAAGCACUCAAACAUGCUCUUGUGAAUGCCCCUGUCCUGGCUGCCCCAGUCCCUAACAAACGUUUUCUCGUCCAUACAGAUGCUUCCAUGUAUGGACUGGGGGCUGUGCUGAGCCAGGUCGGGGAAGAUGGAGGAGAGCACCCUGUCGCAUAUCUCAGCAGAAAGUUGUUACCCAGAGAAGUGAGUUAUGCGGCAGUGGAGAAGGAAUGUUUGGCCCUGGUGUGGGCAUUGAAGAAGCUAAGCCCGUAUUUAUAUGGACAGGAAUUUUCCCUUGUGACGGACCACAAUCCCCUUGUCUGGCUUAACCGGGUCUCUGGAGACAAUGGCAGACUGCUGAGGUGGAGUUUAGCACUACAGCCAUAUAACUUCACCAUCACUUAUCGACCCGGUAAGCAGAAUGGGAACGCAGAUGGAUUGUCCAGGCAAACCGACAUCCUCACCCCAUCUUAGUCCGGUCAUCCCCACGUUGACCCGCUAAAGGGUCAAGCCGGGUCUGCCGGAGUGUCCCACAAGGGGGGAGCCGUGUGACAGAUUCAUCUGCAUUGUUGGUUCGUCUGUUUCCCUUUGUUCGCGGAAUUGCCUGUUCAUAUACCCCCGUUCGUGUAUUUGCAAAAUGCCGAUUGAAACUACCGAACGAACGACCACCCAGGAGAGGAGUGUGCUGCUGGUUAACCUCUUGGCCCCAAUUAGAACGUUGUGGUUAACCGCAGACACCUCUCCAUUCCAUUCGUACGGGUGGUCGUCGUUCGCAUGUCGACCACGAGGCAGCGGCCAUUUUGGGACAUACGAACACAGAGCGGUGUUCGGUACAAACUGUAUGGAACUAAAAACGGACACUUAAACUACCGAACACCGCUGAAAAGCUGCUGCCUACCUUCCUUUUCGACAAGGCAUGCGAACGUCGGUCGUUCGGGAGUUUUAUUCAUUCGUAUGGACUUUUACCCCGACAGCCAUCCCAUGGAGUCAUUCGUAUACCGAAGGACUGGUGAAAGACUUUGACUCCAUGGCGAUUCGACUAGAUACAUCGGAUCUGAGCGCUAUUCGGUGAAAACAUGCCCUCAGAUCCAGGCUGUCUGGGGAUACGUUACACGAACCAUAUGCAUUCGGUAUUUCUGUAGUUAUGUAUUUUAAUGUCUUUUUGUUACUGUAAUUUAAGAUGGCGAUGGUCUCUACCUUGGGAGAUAAUUAGGUUUCUUCCCCAAUUAUCUCCAAGGUAAAGAAGACGGAAUUAUGGGCAAGAUGGGAAGGGCUAUUAUUGAAGCCACUGCGAUUGGCUACUGUCCAAUAUGUGUUACAGUCUUCCACAAGGUCCCCUCGGGGAGUGUCCACCUUGUGGAGACCUGCAUAAAUACCGGGCAGGUAGCCCCCAUUAAACAGAUCUUCAUUUGACCCUCAAGACGGAGCUUGGUCUCGUUUGUGGGGGGAAUUAUUAUUGGGACAGCGCUUUCGUUAUUUCUAGCUGUGGAAGGCGUUCGACUGUUUGGCUGAUCGGGAGUUGCCGUGUUCGCGGACUUCGUUCGGGAGUUUGGGCGAUCGGCUGGAUUUAAACUGCAUUUCUGGAAAAGGGGAUUAUUGCCUAAACGGCGGCUUCAUCUACCCGACGGUACGUGUCGUAACACAAACUUUUUCCGUUUUCUUGGUAUCACAUUAUAAACAUGAGAUACCUAAAAAAAAACUGAAAAUACAACUACGAGUAAUCAUGUGUAUAUGAUAAAUAAAGACAAUAAUGAACUUAUUAAGAUGAAGAGAAUAAUAUAAGUAUAUACAUAUAUACAUGUCAUUAUAAAUUGUUUCUAUGUGCCAAUUAAAGAACCAAUUGUCAAAAAAAAAAAAAAAAUUCCCAUGACUCUCAUGCUGGCUAAACACUCUUGGAAAAUAUAGUUCAUAAAUGUAGCUAGCAUUACAGAAAAUACACUAUCAACCAGUAACCAAUCACAACCCCAUAUAUUUAUUAUAAUUUCCUCCAGUGCAAAGGUCAUCGUUUUUUCUUUCUAAACUAGUUUCAAAGCUUAUAACGUUUAUAACUUCACCUGUCUUAAGUAAUUAAUGGGAAUUAUCUUACAAAAUAUAAUAAUAAAUGGGCACACAUAACCAUUCCAGCUAAUGUUGUGUUGACAUUGCUCCCUUUCACUGUCUCCCAAUUUAAUAUCAAAUCAUUUAAAAACAGCUGGAUAUAAUCCGGGACUCCUUUCUGUGCAUGGGUACUCUAGGCAACCUAACCACAAAAACAACCUGUAGUGGUAAUAUUAAUUAGAAUGCCUCUUUAAGUUAGCUUAACACUACUUAUGCAAUACUGUUUUACACAUGAACUUUGUAAUUAAGUGUCUAGCAAGGAUUUAGACUCAUUAGAAUACGCAGAUUACAUAUUAACCACUCUGUAACUGUCAUUUUUUGUUGUUGAUUCAUCAGGUCUGAGAAUAGGCUGCUCACACAAUUGCAAUUGCAUUUGAUAUGCAUCCUGUGUGAACACUGUCACCUAUGGGAGUCAGAUGCUUAUAGCACCAUAUCAUGGUUAUAGUUAGGUUGCCUAUCCCUGGCUGCCCUUGAGUUAAAAACUGUGGUUUUUUAAAUGUUUUUUUGGAUACAGAUAUAAAUUAUGUACAUUAGUUUAACAAACCAUUCCCCAAUUUUUAGCAUUUUCUAAAUUGCUCGUUCGACAACUGUAAUUUAUUAUAUAAUAAAAAGUAUUUGUAAAACCCCUUCAUGAGACUCUUCAUGGUGUGAAAGUAGCCCCCAUAAGAAGGAUAAUACUUUUACAAAAAACUAUUUAUUGUGGGCAGUUGGCAGGGUUCUGAUGAAUUUGAUGUGUUUGUUCACACCAUUGAUUGUCCACCAACAUAGCAGAGAGCUAGUUUUGGGUACGAAAUAAUGAAUAACAUCUUAUAGAUAUGUAUUUUUCAGUAGGGAAUUCUGCCACAUGAAAGAUUUCAAAACUGCAAAGUUUAAAAAGAAAAUGCAUUAAUUGUGCUAGGAACUUCACAAUAUCAGUAAAACUAUAUGGUAAAAUAUUGUUAGUUACCGUAUUUGUUCUUAAUAAUAGCUAUAUGCCUAUUUUAGUUGCAGAAUUUGUCGGCAUGGACCACCGGAGGACUGUGGGGAUUGUUUACCAAGUUGCCUUUACUGUUGGCCUCCUAGUACUCUCGGGAGUUGCUUAUGGAAUAACUAACUGGAGAUGGUUGCAGCUGGCUGUCACUCUGCCAAACUUUUUGUUUUUGGCAUAUUACUGGUAAAAUCUAUAUGUUACAAAGAAUGUUUUGUUACAGAGAAGUUUUAUUAGUUUAUCAGUUAUAGAUCCUCAAACAGUAAAUUUUUUGAGUUUGUCAUCUCAUAGGAUCAUACCUCCAAACAUUGUGAGCUAUGGAAUCAGAAUGGGUGGGUUGACCUUCAAGGGGAAUUGACAAUGACACAAUUUGCGUCAUAAUGGGAUGCCCAUAUCAGUUGGACACCCAUAGAAAAUGGACAGGUAUGCCCACUAAAAAAAGCAUGUCAGCCAGGGGUCAAGCAGGCCAGGCUGAAAGAUAGCCUCACGGCGAGACCCAAAUAUAUAAGACUAUGCAGAGAGACCAUGCAACAAGAGCUGCUAAAUCGCUCCCUGUAUGGUUCUAGUGGCCACCUCACAAUAUGAGCACGUCUAAUGAUGCACUCACUCAGUGCUACUUGGGGACAGUUCUUUGGUGUCCCUGGAUCCCGGGAUCUAAAUAGGAAUGGCAAGAAAAGACUCUAGAACAAAGACUGUCCCACCAAAAGUGAGAAAGUUGGGUGGCCCGCAGAGAGAUCUGGUGGUAAGUGAAGAAUUGUAUGUAUUCUGAGAAUUAAUUAAAUGCAAGAGUCCAUUUCAACUGUUAAAUUAAUACAUUCCUUCUGAUUAACCCUGCCUAAUGGUAGAUUUUUUAAUUUUUAAUUUUUUUUUAAUUGAUUUUCUUGUAAUGCAAAUCUGUCAAAUUAGGAGGGUACAAAAGCAAAAAGGGUAUACAUAGUUACAUCAAGGGUAUUGUCUAACAAUGAAAUGACUACACGCAUUAUAACCAUAUAAUCCUGAGUACUAUAUUAUAGUAUAUAUUACCCGCUAUCUGUACGUCCGAGCUUCCGUUCCAGUCCACCAAUUGGGACGAGCUCUUCGGGGUUUUCGUCCAGGUCUUACCCAGGGCUGCUAAACCUUACACUAGUGUCAAUCUAGUACUGGUUGGAAGCAUGUGCAACCUAUGACUGCCCUCGGGGACGCUGGUUUCGUGACCUUACGUGGGAUUUCUGCUGGAGCUCGUUUUAUGUAUCAGUGUAGGGAAUAAGAUCAUAUUCCACUUCUAGUCUGUUGUGAGAGGUUGUGCGUGUCGGGUUUGCCUCGGAUUGUUAGGGUUGGAUGUCAGGGAAGGGAAGUUUGGGGGUGCUGAGCAAGGGAGUCAGGAGGGGGGAGUUUAGGGAUUGUGUUUGUUAUUUGCCUAAUGGUUUUGUAACAGACCAGAUAAUAUUAUUAUUUUGAGAGUUUUGAAAGGCCAGCUAACAGCCUAGAGUAGUAUACUCACCAGCAAAACACAUAGUAAACACCGUCUGUAUGUAUUCAUCUUCUUUAAGCAGGGCUAGCACCUCUUAACUGCCUUAUUGAUGUGAAAUUUUUACCUGUACAGGUGUGUCCCAGAAUCCCCUCGAUGGCUUAUUUCUCAAACAAGAAAGGCUGAAGCACGGGAAAUUAUCCAGGGUAUUGCCAAAAAAAAUGGGAAAACUAUGCCAGAGGCAUUAGAGGUAAAUCAUGAAUCUUAAACUAUUUAACAGUAAAAUAGCAACUGGUGGUUUGCCACGUGCAAAUGGGGUCCCUAAUUUAGGGUCAUGGUCUAUCCAAGUUAAUAAGAGUUACAUUCUUAAGUGGUAAAUACAUCUUUUUAACUCAGCUCAGUCCCAGACUAAAUAAUUGGUGGCAGCUGCUGUCUACAAUUGCAGACCCACAUAACUCGCAACCGCUUGACCCUACACUAAUCCUAGCCAAAAAAUGUCAUGUAAUAUAAAAGAUAUUUAGAAAUGUUUGUAUUAUUGGAAAAUAAUGUCAUUGAGGCAGGGCCAGACUGGGAAAAAAAUGUUUUAAUCAAAGCAAACCACUGAGAAGGGGGAUGUGGCAAAAGAGGGGUGUUUUGUUAUCAACAAUGACAAGCCUGUCCCCUCUCAAAUUAGCAUGUUGGUUCAUUGCUUUUCAGGGCAGACCAUGCGCAGAGCCCUGCUGAAGAGUUCUAGCAUGAGAAAAGGGCCCUGUAUUUUUUCUGCAAGCAAAUUUAUUAACAUUCUUGCACUUUUUGCUUGUAAGUUGUCUCUGGUAUCUUCAUAUGUGGGAUACCAGAGGACAAAAUGGCCACAAAAGCGUAUUGUGUUUGGAGCCUGCUUGUGGGAUUGUGUCAGUGUAGAGUGAGCGGAUUGUGGUGUGGUAUUGUGUAAAUAGGUCAGUUUCAGUUGUGUUGUGUUUGUCGUGUAAUAAGGGUAUAAGGGCUGUAGAGAGUGAGACAGUGUGUGUAUAGGGGGCAUAGUGUGUAUGUAGCGAGUGUGUGCAUAGGGGUUGAAGAGAAUGUGUUUAGCGAAUGUAGUAUGUGUUUGCUUACAGGGGAUCUAGUGUGUACAGGGAAUCCAGUAUGCAUGUCAGGAUUGUAGUGUGGUUCAGUAUGUGUCUGUAUGGGAUCUAUUGUAUUUGUAUGGAAUCUAGUGUGUGACUGGAGAACCCAGAGUGUGUAUAGGAGAUCUAGUGUAUGUGUAAAGGAUUCAAAAUGUGUAUAUGGGAUUUAGUGUGUAUAUGUGUGUAGAUGGUGUAGAGUUGUGUACAUGAUCUAGUGUGUGUGUGUGUCUGGAAUGUAAUGCAAGUAGGGGUGCAAGGUGUUUGUGUGAGGGUUGCAAUUUGUGUGUGAGGGGAUUCAAUUUGUGUGUGAGGCUGCAGUGUGUGUGUAAGAGGUGCAAUGUGUGUGAGGAGUGUAGUGUGUGUGAGGGGUGCAAUGUGUGUGUGAGAGGUUGCAGUGUGUGAGGGGUUGCAAUGUGUGAGGGGAGCAGAGUGUGUGUAAGAGGGGCAGGGUGUGUGUGUGAAGGAUUCUAUGCUAUGUGUGUGUUAGGGGUUGCAGUGUAAGAAGGGUGCUGUGUGUGUGUGUGUGUAAAGAGUGCAGUGUGUGUAUGAGGGGUCCAGUGUCUGCGUGAGAGGUGCAGUGUCUGUUAGGGGUGGCAAUGUGUGUGUGAUGGGUGCAGUAUGUGAAGGGUGCUGUGUGUGUGUGUGUGUGUAAAGAGUGCAGUGUGUGUGUCUGUGUGUGUGUGAGGGGUGCAAUAUGUGUGUGUGUAAGAGGGGUGCUGUGAACGAGAGGGGUGCUGUGUGUGUCUGAGGGGUGCAGUAUGUAUGAGAGGUGCAGUGUGUGUUUGUGAGGGGUGCUGUGUGUGCGUGAGAUGGGUGCGGUAUAUGUGAUGUGUGCAGUGUGUGUGAGAGGGUGCUGUGUGUGUUGGAGGGGUGCAGUGUGUGUAUGAGAAGUGUAGUGUGUGUGUGAGGGGUGCAGUGUGUGUGUGUGAGAGAUGCAGUGUGUGUGUGAGGGGUGCUGUGUGUGUGUGAAUAUGUUUGGAAGUAUUGUGUGUGUGGGGUGCAGAUUAUUGCAAAUAUAUUAUAUAUGUUUUGUUUUUGAUUUAAAAAAUGAGGGUUGUAUUCCCCCUCCCUUCUUACAUUUGGCCCGGGAGAGGGGAUAUUGAUUGUAAUCCCUGGUGGUCCUAGUGGGGAGUGAAAUUUAGCCUGCAACUCAGCUAGAGUUCACUCACGCAAGCUCGAUGGUAACCGUGGCAAUGCUCCAGCCUCAUGAGAGGAACUAGGUGGAGCUGCUGGCCAUAGCUCCUGGGUCUCUUCUCCUUCCCAUGCUGACUGCUGCAUUUCACUGCCUUUAGGCCAGUGAGGGAGAUCUUUGAUCUCUCCACCAGCCCUAAUGGCACACAGCAGAGCCGGCACUUGCAUAGUGCCAGCUCGGCAUGGGCUAGCAGAGGAGAUAAAAGGCAUUUUUAUCUGCCCGGUUUGCCUGAUGGCCAGUCUGUGCCCGCAUUGAGAGAUUCUGAAGAUCUUCAGUGUUGUGGUUUAUAGAUGUCUCCAAGAGCCCUCGAUGGCAUUAUUUUCCCAUACUCACUUCUCAAUUAUGUGUCCUCUAUUUAACCAAUGGGAUUCCUGAAUGGUAAAUUACAUUAUCAAUGACAUAAAAUAUAAGCAGUCUAGUUUCUGUAUUUCACAUUGUGUGCUGGGCGCAUGCAAUGCAUGCUCACUCAGUACAAGUACUUGGAUGGAUAAUGAAGAAGUGAUAUUUCCUCAUCAUAACAUUUUAAGUUGAGGGGGUAGUUUUAGGCAGGGACAGAUUAACAUACGAAUUAUUGAAGCAGCAGCUCUGAGUCAUCCAUGCUUUAAGAUAGACACAAACCAGCCACAAUAUAAUUGUUCACUUUUUCACAUUUCUUCCUGCUCCACUGUGUUUAUUAAUUGCAUACCUGUCGUAACUGCAUAGUAAUUACAUUGUUAUGUGUUUGUUAGGAGUCUUUCUUUAAAGCCCGAUGCAUAACAUUGCAACAUGGGAUGGAGCAUUUUGAGUCCACGUGGAUCAGUAUUAGUCAUCCUAUUUAUCCUACAUAAUCUAUAACAGCUACCAUGAUAUAAAAAGAAAGAGAAAAUGUCUAGCAGAAACUACUGAAAUUCUCAAAUAUACACUAAAACUAAAACUGAAUGUUCAGGCAACACUCUACUGAAAUCCAAGGACUCCACCAAAGUCCAAAUAAAGUAAAGAUAAUAUAAAUAAACUAGGUAAAACUAGUAAAAAAAGAUCAGGCGUGAGGUAGUGAAUGGGUUAAAUGAGGUAAAGAUCAGCUACACAUGCAGGAUAAUAUUGCAGGCAGCAAAAAUCAGGAGUAAGGUGAAUUAUAAACAGCUAGAAAUACAAUUGAUAAUGCAACGACCAUAAAAUUGACAUAUAGCAAAAAUGUUGCUAAAAAUUGGAAACAGUCCAAAAUUAGAUAAGUAAGUCCGUUUAGCCAAAAAUAAUCACAAUAAAUCUGUAUGCCUGGAUUGAGGGAUCACGGCUGGAUAUACAGCCGGGGUAUUUCUGACAGGCUAAAAUAAUGUAGUACUAGAAAAUCCAAAUGUACAAAUAGUAAAAUCGUGACAAUCACUAUUAGAUCACAGUGAUGGAUCUAAAGUGGCAGGAUCCUUACUGUGAUCUGUAAUAGAAAUGAACAACCAUAGUGUUCUCCAUAAAAAAACAAAACGUAAAUUUGUGCAAAGAUUAAAAACACUCACAUAAUGGUAUGGGGUAUAUUUCAAAUGGAUAGGAUCUUUGGGAUAAGUGUGAUAGUAGAUCAAUAAUUAUCCUCCCUCCGGCCGGCUCGGAGAUAAUGUUGUGAGGAACUGUUAGAGCCAACGUGUUUGCGUGCAUUCCACUUAGUCCCGUGCCUGCGUUCCACCGAAACCCGAUACCAGGGUGAUGUGCGUAAAGCCUUAUGCGUUUCGUGAACGGUCGGUUCACUUCAGCAUAGGCUGGCAUUUUUGGUCUGUCUCUGCGUAUAAAUAGCCAUUAUAGAAGAUACGGCAUAACAGUUAACUUUUGAUGGUCCAGAGACUAUUGAAAGGAUACUCUGUAUGUGUACAUCAUGGUCUUUGACAAUAGUUGAGCAUAUUGUACAUUAAUAAAGGGUAACUUCUGAACAUAUAAGAUAAUAAAUAAAUAAAUAUAUAUAUAUAUAAAUACAUCAAACAGUACAUUCACUUGUUGAAGAAAAAUUGGUAAUCAAUGUCAUAGAGAUACCAUCAAGGAAUAUUAAUGAAAAUAGGGAAACACAGACGAGAAAAUGAAGCAGCAGUUAAUAGAAAGCAACAUUUAAUACAUUAUCUAUAUGGAUCUCAGAUCUGUCUGUGCGUAUAAAUUGCCUUUAUAAAAGAUACGUCCUAGUAACUAACUCUUGAUGGGCCAAAGACUGGUAAAAAGAUAUUUUGAAUAUGUACAUACCAAUUUUUGGCAAUUGUUGAUAUUAAUUGAGCAUAUUAUACAUAGUUACAUAGUUACAUAGCUAAAAAGAGACUUGCGUCCAUCAAGUUCACCUUCCUCACAUUUGUUUUUUGCUGUUGAUCCAAAAGAAGGCAAAAAAAAAGUUUGAAGCACAAUUUUGCAACAAACGAGGAAGAAAAUUCCUUCUUGAACCCUGAAUGGCAGUCAGAUUUAUCCUUGGAUCAAGCAGUUAUUACCCUACAUUGAAAAAUUAUAUCCUUGAAUAUUCUGUUUUUACAAGUAUGCAUCUAGUUGCUGUUUGAACAUCUCUAUGGACUCUGAUAAAACCGCUUCUUCAGGCAGAGAAUUCCACAUCCUGAUUGUUCUUACAGUAAAAAAACCUUUGGGGGGGCGGAGUCAAGCUGCAGAGCGGAGAGGUUGCAUGGCACUGCAGCACCAGUGAUUUAAACUAAAGAUACCCUAAAUUGACCGGAAGAAACCCGUCCAAAACGGCUAAAAAACAAAGCCACAGCAGCGGAACCGACAUGGGACGCAAAAACAAGAAACAAAAGCCUGAACAGCCCAGACUUGGCCUCGACAUCGGAGCCAUGUGGAAGCAGGCAUACGGAGCGACCGGGCCCAAAAUGGCCGACUACCCAGAAAACUACUCCGAAUGCACGGACGACUUCGACCAGAGAGAGGACGCAAAUAACUCUCUGGCACCAACCUCAAAGCCCCUGAACCCUGAUGAUGCACCAGUCACAACAGUGGUGCUCAAAGCGCUGCUGGCAGGCCUACAGACCACGCUUCAAGCGGAAAUGGCGGGCCUAUGCACAGACCUCCAGGGCAUAACCGGGAGACUGGGCAACCUGGAAGACACCUCAGCCACCACAGUGACCCACAUUGACUCCAUGCAACAGGAGAUAAAGGGUUUACAAAGUAAAACGGAGGCUUUCGAGCGGCGAUUCGCCGUACUGGAGGACACACGCCGAGCGAUCAACUUAAAGGUACGGGGAAUACCUGACAAUAUGCCAGCGGAGGAACUACCACACUUUGUGCAACGACUCUUGGCAAUGCUAUUACCAUCACAGCAAGCCAAAGCCAUCAGCCUAGACGGUGUCCACAGAAUCCCCAAACUGGCCAAACCCCAACAGCGGCCUCCAGAGAUACCAUAAUCCACUUUCAGCAGAGGGAGGAUAGAGCGGCAACUAUGGAGAAAACAAGAAAUCAUACCCAAUACUCUUUUGAAUCCAUAUCACUUACCUUCUUCGCGGACUUAUCUGGCAGUACAUUGGCAUGGAGAAGAUCGCUCAAACCAAUCACUACGCUCCUCCAGCAACGAUGCAUAACAUACCGAUGGCGCCUCAACCAAACCCUACUGGUAACAAAGGGCGAGACCACCCAUGAGGUCCACGACCUGCAGGGAGCACAGGACUUACUACCCAAGCUCGGCCUGCCUCAGGAUGCCAUGCACCCCACGGCACAACCAGAGACCACCAAACCACAACACAGGUCGGACCCUGAUAAAGCCAAAACUUUGUUCCAAGACGUCCUGGAUCCUGCCCCGACAACCCACCAUGAAAGCUCCCAGGGACAUAAAACUCAUGACAAGUUCAUGGCCGGGACUGACAGACCAAACCACAAUAGUGGUAACGCACCAAGAUCCCACGGUCAUCUUUACUAUGGUUAUUUUGUUUGCAGAUUUUGUUUUGAAUGCUAAGCCUAAUCUACCAGUUUUGCCUAAUACUACAUUACAUAGUCUCCCCCAAUGCCAUACUUCCAGAGUAUGCCAGCUACCUACACGUACCACACCUACGCUUUUGCCACCCACUUGAUCAAGUACCUCUCUCCCCCCACCCUCGUCUGCCCUAAGCGGAUACCAAACGACACAUACUCCCAAACAGAGGACAGACGGGGGUAUCUAACACCCAGCACCAGAUACUUUAUGUAACGGAUCACCUGGCACCCCGACUGGGUACCUCCAUUGAAGGAUGCUCCGAGCGCUUCCUGAGGACUCCAAGCACUGCAGCAGACACCACAACCACCGAACCGGAGAAGCAUAUGAAUGCUCUCAAGCAUAUGAAUGCUGUAAGCAGCUAAACAGGAAAAGCAUACAAUCAGCUUACACUCCUGGCAAUCAGCAUACAAUCCAAUUCCCCCAAUAACGAGACGACACUUCGUUUUGAGGUCAAGCAGAACUGACUGUACAUCCUCUUUUAUUCCCAAUCCACAAACUUAGUACUGCCCACAGGGUUUUACAGAACAACCAAUAACACACGUACAUUACAGAAAACACUCCCAGCAAUUAUACACAAAAUCUUCCCCUCUGCUUGUGAUCUAAUUAUGGCACACAAUGGGUUAACAUAAUUAUCACCAGCAGGAAAAAUACAGUAUCAUAAAACACAUCACAGGGACCCCAAAACAUGCAAUAACCCCAUAAAAAUUGGAGCCGGGGGAUCUGGGUGAACCACAUAUCCAAAAUUCACCCAGAUCCGUUCAGUAGUUUGGAAGAUACAGUUUAAUGCAGAUUCUGCAGAACAUAUACAGGCUAUAUGAAAAAUAAUAACUGUAUAAUGUGUCCCCUGUUGUAUAGUUUAAAACUACUGAACGAUGUCUUCGUGCACCAAAUACUGGCGAGAUGGCACCGUGUAGAAAACUCCACACAGUAUCUGUGAGUUAAAAUGGCCGCCAUCCAUUGUUCUCACCAUGUGCUCCAUCCAUUGUUCUCACCAUGUGCCUCUGUUACAUGAAAUGGUGUCUUUAAAGGGUAAUACAUCCCAGGGGCCAUAGUCACAUGGCAGGAGGCUGGCAAUCAGUCUUCUCCAAUGCCCAUUGGCGAGGUCGGUUUCGCCACACUUUACAAGCUACAUACUCACCUGUACGACUACAACAGGGAAAAUACACCCCAUUACGACACAUUACACCACCUCAUUCAACCCUCUAAAUAUUGGAACAGCUGAUGACAAGCAUAGUGGGGAUUACUUCGUGGCACAUACAUCAACUGUACAAACUCUACCGCCCAGCAGGCACACGCCAAGUAUCAAUUAGUUAUUCCAAAGCCACUGUCAUAUUCCAAUUUUAAGCACACACAAGCCACCAUAACACUGUCAUUAUUCAUCUGCUUAACCAUAUGUACAUAUCUUCGUCAAUAGAUGACCAGAUCAGGCAAUGAAUAUUUUCAGCUUAAAAACCAUCAAUGUUCUUACCUUGUCUCAUGCCGUUAGCAUGUUUAAAAAUACACUGUUUACAAAUAUACUGUUUACUAAGCAACUAUCCUUAAAUGUAAAAAUUGUGCUAGAUUAUGCAAAUACCCCAAUGUUUACCUACUUAGUAAGCGUUGGAGGAAUGCCUUUGGGGUACCUCAAAACCGUCUUUUAUAAGCAUAUGCACUACAAAGAUAAAAAAUUAAACCCUUCUCCCCCCCCAAAAAAAACCCCCUUUUUUUGCCUUAGACAAAAUCUUCUUUCUUCCAGUCUAGACGCAUGACCUCAUGUCCUAUGUAAAGUACGGUUUGUGAAUAGAUUUCUACAUAAUGGUUUGUAUUGGCCCCGUAUAUAUUUGUAUAAUGUUAUCAUAUCACCUCUCAGGCGACGUUUUUCUAAACUAAAGAGGUUUACAUUUGUUAACCUUUCUUCAUAGCUGAUAUGUUCCAUUCCUUUCUAGUAAUUUUGUAGCCCGCCUCUGCACUUUUUCUUUUGUCAUAAUAUCCUUCUUUAGAACAGGUGCCCAAAAUUCCACAGCAUAUUCAAUAUGUGGUCUUACCAGUGAUUUAUAAAGAGGCAAAAUGAUAUUCUCAUCCCGAGAAUGAAUGCCCUUUUUUAUGCAUGACAACACCUUACUGGACUUAGCCACUGCUGAUGGACAUUGCACAUUGUUGCAUAGUUUGUUGUCUAUAACAAUUGCCAAGUCCUUUUCGUGUGUUGUUAUCCCUAAUUUGCUUCCAUUAAGGGUAUACGUUGCUUGUGCAAGCUCUACACCGAAGUGCAUAACUUUGCAUUUUUCAACAUUAAAUUUCAUCUGCCAUUUGAGUGCCCAGUCCCCCAGUCUAUCUAAAUCCCUCUGCAGCAAAAUAAUAUACUGCUCACAUUGUAUUCCUUAACAGAGUUUUGUGUCAUCUGCAAACACUGGAACAUGACUUCCAAUGCUUUUUUCAAGAUCAUUUAUACAUUAAUAAAAGAUAACUUCUAAAAAUAUGAGACAAUCAUAAGUAAAUAUAUAAAUACAUUAAACAGUGCCUACAUUUGUUGAAGAAACCAAUAUUGACAAUAGAUGUACCAUUAAGGAAUAUUAAUAAAAAUAAGGAAAUUUAGACAGGGAAGUGGAGCAGCAAUAAAUAGCAAUCAACAAUUGGUAAAAUAUCUAUAUGAAUAUAAGGUGAUCUAUGUAACAUGAAUAAUUGCAUGGUUGGAGGACUAAAUAUACGACUAAUAACCUGGAGAUCCCUGAGUGGAAUAGUGAAAAGAAAAGAAAGGAAAAAAAUAAUAGAAGAAAAAAAAUGAAAAAAGAUAUAUAAAAUAAAAAUAAAUCAAUAAAAUAAAAAUAAUAAUAAAUAAAAAUAAUAAUAAAUAAAAAUAUAAAUAAGUAAUUAGAAAUAUAAAUGGUGUAAAUAGUAAUUAGAGAAAAGCAUUCAACUCAAAGUCUACGUUGAGGCCAUCUGGUUCUAGGGUAUCUAAUUGGAAUAUCCACUUGGCUUCUGCUUUGUCGAGUUCUUUUUCUAAAUUACAACUCCAUGGGGUGUUAAUUUUCUCAAUUGCAAAGAAUUCCAAUCCAUUAGGGUUUCUUCCAUGUGCUAUCUCAAAAUGUUUGGAAAGAUUAAGCGGGGUGAGGCCUUUCUUGAUAUUGCGGAUAUCUUCCCCUACUCUAGUUUUGAAAUUUCUUUUGGUAUAAAUUUUAUCGCAGGGGCAGCUUAAUAAAUAUAUAAGUCCCUUAGUGUUACAGUUAAGAUGAUUCUUGAUAGGAAAUGUCUCAUUGGUUAAUGGAUGAGAGAAUUCCUUAAUGGUACAUGCUUGGUUUGGAUUAUUUAUACAUCCUCUACAUUUUACACACUUCCAAAAAACCCAUUCCAAUUUAGGGUUUUUUGAUACUGAAUUUGUAGUAAAAUUCUUAAUGGUUGGAGCUAGUAGUGUCUGGAGAUUGGGAGCUUUGGAACAGAUAACCUUAGGUUCUGGUCCAAGUAUCUUAUCUAGGAUAGGGUCUCCUUUCAGAAUAUUCAAAUUUUUGCGUAAAAUUUUAUAUAAUUCAGGUGAUAAAAGCUGAAGCAUAUGAAAAUUCUACAGAUGAUAACAGUAUACAGUGACGUAACGUCAGCUGUCACCAAAAUGUAAUCCUCCUGCCAUUUUUAUUUAAGAUAAAAUCUGUAUAAUGUGAGUGGUAUCUCUAAGAUGUGACUUGAGUUUUACCAUUAUUGGCUGCAAAAAUGUAUCAUCAUAUUCAGAUAGAUUCAAUGUCAACGAUCUAAUGCCGGAAAUUAAUCAGACGUCCUGGAGGGUUAUUCAGCCGUUUGUGAAUUUUGGGUAGAUAGUAAAACACUGUUAAUCUGGGGAAUAAAGAAUUGAUAUAGUCAUAUUCUUUUUGAUUCAGUAUUCCCCUAGUUCUACCUUCAUCUAGCAGUGUCUUGAGUUCUUGUUGGAAUUGUUCACAGGGAUUCUCUUUCAAAAUACUAUAAGUGUUUACAUCACUUAAUAGUCGUUGAUUUUCUUUCAUGUAGUCAGAGGUGUUCUGAAUCACUAAUCCUCCUCCUUUGUCUGCAGCUCUAAUCGUAACCUCAUCUUUCUUCAUUAGAUUUCUUAGUGAAAUGCUUUCUUUGCGUGCGCAUUAGGUCUCCCCCGCCGGCAGCCGCGCAUGCUCAAUAGGUCUCCCCCGCCGGUUGACGUCGGUGGGGGAGGAGCGUGGGCGGACCCUGACCGAGCACUAAGGGACAUUGGCGCUGGAUACAGGUAAGUCACUGAAGGGGAGGGAGAGGGGACCUGCAGUGCCAAGAAAACGGUUUGUUUUCCUGGCACUGGAGAGUCCCUUUAACUCUUAUGAUCAUAUGAUCAUUGUACCUCUAUUUAAUGAACCUGCAGCUGAUAUUGGGCUAUCAAUAAAUUCCGAUUUACUAAUUAGCUUAUUUUCACUCCUUGCUCUACUGCUAAUUUGUAAGUAUAUUAAUUUACAUGUAUAUGUUUCUGUAAAUGUGUAAUCUGUAUGUAUAUUUAUGUGACAGACCACAGGUACAGAUUUAAGGAAGUUUCUUUCUUACUAGUUUAUGUGAUCUAGUAGGUCAAUAAUUCUGUUUUCCUUGCAUAGAAAUUCUGGAAGAAAAUGACAAAUUAUUGGCUGCCAGGUUAAACUUUUUUUUAGGUAAAUACAGGAGGCGACUACCUUCCCUUCUCCCAGGAUAUUGGCUUGCAAUAUUCCAAUAUUUAUUUCUUUAAGCCUUUUUUAUUUCUUAUUUUCUCAUAGACACCAUAGUAUAUGAAUUAUCCAGGACAUCCAAUGUGAUUGAAUAUCAUAGCAUUGCUACCAAGAAUUUCUAAAAUACAGUCCUUAGUCUAUUCAGAUAUAAUGGAUGCAUAUCUGCCAAAUCCGCCAUACUGUGAAUCAGAACGCCAAUGGGAUGGGGCAAAGGGGGUGUGGACCAGAGACCCAAUUUUGUACACCCAAAGAAUUGGCCGGUUAGCCUGGCAUGAAUGCACUCUAGGCUGCUUGUCCAUCAUCCAAGCCGUCCCACUAUUUCAGUGCUUUCUGCAGGAUGGUAAUGCCUUGAGCAUAACGCAAGCGCGCCAAAAGACACGCUUGCACUAUAAGUGUUGUGAAAAGCAGGUCAUUGUCGAACUACGUCGGAAUUAUGGGACAGGACCUAAAUCAUCACUGUACUGCCAAAAUCAGGAGGGUUGGGAGGCCUAUGGAUGGGUCCGAUUAAUUAAUCAUUUGGCGAUAGAUAGAUAGAUAGAUAUACAGAUAGAUAGACACAAACAUGGAGACACAUUAAUUUUAAUUUAAUUUAAAAUAACUUUUUAUCUUUUAUCUUAGAAUUUAACUGUGGAUGAAGAAGGAGACGAAAAACAGAUUCCAUCAUUUAUGGACUUGAUCAGGACACCACAGAUUAGGAAACAUACCUUUAUUUUGAUGUUUAUCUGGUAAUGCAUGCCCUGUACUUGUAAUUAUAAUUAAUGUCUACAGCACUGUUUAUCAUUUCCUGCAUUUGUUCUAGCACAAUGCAUGCUCUUACCACCGUCGAGAAAACUUGACUUUGACACUAUUCUUGGUAACGUCAGUAGGUGAUGCUUUUGUUUGACCCUAUUCUUGGUAACGUCAGUAGGUGAUGCUCUUCAUUGACCCUAUCCUUGGUAAAAUCAGUUUGGGAUCUUAUUAUUUUAGCAUGACUAUAUUAGAAGGCCAAAGCAUUCCCAAAAUUGUUAUAGGUAGUAACAGUGAAUAGGAUAGUAGGUACGGUACCUGUCUAAUGGGAGCACCUGCCAUGAUCAGAAGUGUGAUAUAUAUUUAUAAAUAAUUUUUUCAUUUUUCUAACUGCAUUUUUCUUUGGGAAGGUACUUCCUGAGUCUCUCCCCUCAAAUCAAGGAGCAAGCAAAACAUUUGGGUUGAGGCCUUUACUAUUCUUAUUGUAAGGAACUCGCUGUGUCCUUUCCAUACUCUGCAGGUUUACCUGUGCUGUAAUUUACCAGGGAUUGAUCAUGCAUAUGGGAACUACUGGUGAAAACAUAUAUUUUGACUUUUUCGUCUCUGCUAUGGUUGAAUUCCCUGCUGCUCUGAUAAUAAUCGUUACUGUGGAUCGAAUCGGGCGCCGUUAUCCAUGGGCUGUAGGAUGCAUUGUAACAGGAAUCUCCUGCCUAAUCACUGCCUUCAUCCCAAAUGGUAAACUACUCGCUAAUAAAUCUUACAUUUUGGAUACAUAAAUUAUCAUUUAAAACAGCAAUAACUCAGUAGUAACAAAAUACUGGAAUCUGGCUAUAAUGCCAAUUUAAUUGGCUAGAGUGCCUAAAAUGAUAUUAUAAUAGUGAAGAAGAAUAUAAGGACAAAAGUAAAAAAUGAUACGUAUUAGGUUUAUGCACUAAAGUGUGAUUCAUAUUUAGCUAUUUUAUCCUAUAAUGUAGAAUUCUCUUUCUAUGCACUUUGAAUUGGAUAUAAUUCACACUUUAUUGAAUAACCCUAAAUAUUUGGCAAAAUAUGCUGCAUUCUUUCUGUUUAAAGAUUCCAUUUGCAGAUGGUGUGAACUUAUCUUAAACAAGGUCAGAUGUAUUGCAGAGCAGCUGCGCAUAGUUAUUCCUUUUAAUAAAGCACUGAACAAGACAAUGAACACUAACAUUUGCACAAGUCCUUCUCUGCUGACUGAUAUGUUAUUUGCCCUACUUUAGAAUUAAACUGGCUGAAAGUAACCCUGGGCUGUGUGAGCAGAAUGGGUAUUACACUUUCCUAUGAAAUGAUUUGUUUGGUGAAUGCUGAGCUGUAUCCAACAUUUAUCAGGUAUAUUAUCAAGUUUGCAAGAGAUGGGAAUGUAUUUAUUAAAAUGGUAUAAUUAUUGUGCACCGAAAUAUACCGGGCUACUCACUAAAAUGAGAAUUCACAGUGAAUUCAAAGUGAAUUUCAAACUUAAGGUCAAAAUAGCCAAAUCUUAAAACUUUUUAAAAAUCAGUUAUGUUUCCUGUUUGGCUACUUUGGUCUUAAAUUUGAAAUUCACUUUGAAAUCGCAAUGAAUUCUCACUUUAGUGAAUAACUCUGAUAGGGAAAAAAGCCUGUUGAAAUCAGACAUUCCUAGCACAAGCCUUUUGGCUUCAAACAAUUGUGUUUAACAUUUUACAGUGAUAAGACACCUCCUUUUCAGAAUUCAUUAAAGGGAUACUCUAAGCACCUAAAAACAACUUGGACUUAAAGGAUUACCCCAACCUCCGUGACCAUUUCUGCUUUUUGAAGUAAUCAUGAUUGGGGCAAUAUGUAUGUGCUAUGUUUUAGCUUGAAACGAUGCACAUACAGAGUAUUCCGUCAUUUUGUGUAGGGAUGUGAUUACCCCUCUGGCACACAUGACUCAGUUUCGAAUUGCCUAAUGUUAGUUCUGUACAAAAAAUAUGUCUGUUGUAAGCAGGUAAGUUUCUGCCUUUUGAACAAAAGAAAUCAGUAAGAUGUGAGUUUAAGCCCAAAUCUAUACUAAUAGGAGUGGAGCGCUGUGCAGAGCAUAAAAAUUUAUAUACACUUACCCUAAAAUAGGGUAUAACAUUGGCAUGUACACUCAAUACAUGUAGGGAGACACAGAAUAAAAUAAUAUAGGGUAAAUCCACAAAAGAUGGUAUAAAUACAGGACUUAAUUAUAGGUAUAUCAACUCACUUUCAUGAGAGCCUCUAGGGGACAGGCUCAAAUCACAUCAGCAGUAGUGUCGUUGGCAACACUGGAUCCUUUUGUCGUGGUGUAUAUCCUCAAAGGACGAGAUAAAAGGGAAAAAAAUCUCUAGUGUAUAACGUAUUAAUACAUAUAUAUAUAGCAAAAAGUGAUGAUGGUUGUGCUCACCUUGUUAAGAGUCAAUAAGAUCUGGCUCUGGAUUGCAAGCCUAUGUGUCUAUAAAGGGGACACCUUCCCUUCUUUGCAGCAGGAAGUGGACAAAACCAAUAAAAUAUAUUGAAUUUAUUGGAACUUAUUGGCUCUUAACAAGGUGAGAACAACCAUCAUCACUUUUUGCUAUAUAUAUAUGUAUUAAUACGUUAUACACUAGAGAUUUUUUUCCCUUUUAUCUUGUCCUUUAAGGAUAUACACCACGACAAAAGGUUCCAGUGUCACCAACAACACUACUGCUUAUGUGAUUUGAGCCUGUCCCCUAGAGGCUCUCAUGAAAGUGAGUUGAUAUACCUAUAGUUAAGUCCUGUGUUUAUACCAUCUUUUGUGGAUUACACUAUAUUAUUUUAUUCUGUGUCUCCCUACAUGUAUUAAGUGUACAUGCCAACUUUACACCCUAUUUUACGGUAAGUGUAUAUAAAUUUUUAUGCUCUGCACAGCGCUCCACUCCUUCUAUUAGUAUAGAUUUGGGCUCAAACUCCGAUUUUACUGAUUUAUUUUGUUCACAACAGUAUAUAGUGGGAGUAAGAGGAACCCACUAUAGUGUGUAGCUGCUUCUUUAAAAAAAAACAAAUUUUGCAAGCGCACUAUACACAGUAACCACCUGUUUUGCUUGUACACUUUGAAGUUUCUGCCUUUUAAUUAAUUUAUUAUUAUUUUUUUUAAAUAGGGGGACAGGCAGUAAGAGCAAGUAGUUGUAAAUCCACUGUAGAGCAAAAUUAACAUGGGUUAACAACAACCUUGGGGUAUCCCUUUAAGGAAGCAGUUUUGUACAUCAUGCAGUCUCAGUGCCUAGCUCCCUUUUAGUUCCUGUUUAGGAGUUAAAUCAUUUUGUUUAUACAGCCUUAGCCACGCAUCCCCUGUCUGUUAUUCACACAGCCGCCACAAAAGAAACCCAAAACUACAGCUUAUUGAAUUUGUUCUGGUGAGUAGAAUCAUUACCUUCAGGCUUUUUGAUGUAAACACUGUCUUUUCAGAGAAAAUGCAGUGUUUACAUUACAGCCUAGUGAUAACUUCACUGACCACUCCUCAGAUGGCUGCUAGAGAUCCUUCCUGGGUCAUGGCUGCCUAAAAUGCAUCCAAACAUUCAGUGUCUCCUCCCUCGGCAUGCAGACACUGAACUUUCCUCAUAGAGAUACAUUGAUUCAACUCAUCUCUAUGAGGAGAUGCUGAUUGGCCAGGGCUAUGUUUGAAUCAUUCUGGCUCUGCCCCUGAUCUGCCUCCUUGUCAGUCUCAGCCAAUCCUAUGGGGAAGCAUUGUGAUUGGAUCAGGCUACCACUUCCAGGCAGUGGGCAGGUCUAAAGGAAACAGUGACAAAGCAAGCAGCUCCAGACUUGAAUACAAGUAAGAUUGGCUAUAUUUAGGGAGGCAUGAGGGGGGCUACAUGGUGGUUUUAACCCUAUAGGGUCAGGAAUACAUGUUUGUGUUACUGACCCUAUAGUGCACAUUUAAAUCGAACUUUAAUCACAUACAGGAGAGUUCUGCAGGAUCCAAUAUGUAAACAACAGAAGCCAGAGAUAAGAAUUUCUGAAGAGUAUAACAAAACAGGAGGCUUCAUAUUUGUUUUAUAAAAUAAAGAGUAUUUUAGUGUAAUUAUGUUUAUGAUUGACACACCACCAUUCCUUGCUCCAUAUUUGGAUAAAAUCUAUUUACAUAGUUGGCUGAAAAGAGACAUGCAUCUAUCCACGUCAGCCUUUCUCACAUUUGUUUUUGCUGUUGAUCCAAAGGAAGGCAAACAACACAGUUCAAAGAGCUUCCAAUUUUGCAACAAGGGUGGAAAAAAAUCUUCUUGGAUUAAGAAGCUAUUAUCCCACUAAUUAAAAAUUAUAUCCCUGAAUAUUAUGUUUUUGCAAGUAAUUCAUACAAUUAUUCACACAUCACAUGAAAUAUAUAUACACACUUUACUCCUCACAUCUAACUCACAGGAUGCCGCUUCGAUCUCCAGUGUAUCACUCAUUCUUGUGAUACGUUGAACUAAGGCCCCAAAUUAUUAUUGCCAGUUAAGCUUUCCAAAUGAUAUCAUAUUUUUGGAUAAACUUUUAAAAUUAUUUUUUUCAACAUAUUGAAGUAUAAAAACUAUGUCAUAUAUAAGAAAUAUAUUCAAAUAUCAAACAAUAUCCAAAUAUUGCAAAGUUAAAAUGUUUUUUUAUACCAAAAAUAUUAAAUCAUUUGAAAAUCAUAUCCAAAAAUAUAUAAUGGAGACCUAAAUUGUCCAAAAUACCAGAUGUAGUCUUCAACUUACAUGCCUGGUUCAUGACCACUUCAUAACGAGAAAUGUAAAUGUGUAUGGCCUGGUAAAACAAACAAACAAACUCCUAAACACAUUAAUCCUUACAUCUGUAAUAUUAUAAUUUAGCAUUCCCUUUUUCAGAAAUCUCGGAAUAAUGGUUUGCUCAUCAAUGUGUGAUCUUGGAGGUACCAUUACACCAUUUCUAGUCUACCGGUUGGCAGAUGUCUGGAAAGAAUUACCACUUAUAGUAUUUGGUAAGACAUCAUUUCAUGGGUCUUCUUUUUUUGUUUUCCAUUGAGUAAUAUUCUGCAUCUGCAAAGUUGUAUAACUAUUCCUAUAAUAUCAAAAUUUCUUUUUCACCCUCUUCAUUCUACCCCAUCUCCUUUUCCACUCCUUUUUCUCUCUCUCUCUUUUCCCCCUCUAACUCUUAAUAUUUAUGGAUGCUGACAUUGACAAACUCAGGGAGUCAUUUGUAACAGUUUAAUUGUAGUUGUACCCUUAUCUCUUUGCACUACAAAAACAUUUUGCCCUUCACAUAGGCAAUUGCCUUCACAAGCGUUCUGGAAUACAUUGUAAAAUUUUUGAUAGACUCUUUGUCAUUGCAAUUUUCCUUUUUUUGUUUUGCAAUUUUCCUUAAAAACAUUAAUAAAAAAAAGAUUAAAAAGUAGGUCAAUAUAGAGAAACUGGAAACAAAUAUCUAUAUUUUUCAAUUUGGCUAUUUUGGCCUAGGUUUGGAAUUCUCUCUACAAUCCAUUGAAAAGUGACUAAAUCCAACUGCUCUAGUACAGACCAUUAGUUUUUUUUGUUUUUUUUUAAUGAAUAAUUAUGAAAAGUUACAGCUGAUUUGGUAACCUUAUCCUUGUAACAUGCAGUGGCAGCUGGUAAAGUUUAAAGGGACACCAUAGUCACAAGAACAACUACAGCUUAAUAGCUUAACCCCUUAGUGGCCAGACCGCUUUUCAAUUUUCUUAUUAUUUGGGACCAUGGCUGUUUUACAUUUUUGUGGUGUUUGUGUUUAGCUGUAAUUUUCCUCUUACUCAUUUACUGUACCCACACAUAUUAUAUACUGUUUUUCUCGUCAUUAAAUGGUCUUUCUAAGAUACCAUUAUUUUCAUCAUAUCAUAUAAUUUACUAUAAUUUUUUUAUAAAAUAUAAUGAAAAAAAACCAAAACACACUUUUUCUAACUUUGACACCCAAAAUCUGGUACGUAUCUACGACCGUCUAAAAACACCCGUGCUAGUUUCUAAAUGUUGUCCUGAAUUUAGAAAUACCCAAUGUUAAUAUGUUCUUAGCUUUAUUUUGCAAGUUUUAGAGCUAUAAGUACAAGUAGGACAUGUUUAAAAAUAUAUAUUCUUAAAAUGUAUCAAUGGUGACAUUGUAACAUUGUUAUCUGUCACAGAGAAAGUACCGUUUGUGUGUGAAAAAUGCAAAAAAACAUAAUUUUCACUGACAAUAUCAUUGCUGUGAUAUUUGAAACACUAAUAUUUGUGUUCAGCGAAGUCUACUGAGUAAAUAUUGCUCUCAAAUAUUGUUCACAAAUCUGUCUAAAUCUGUGUUAGUGAGCACUUCUCCUUUGCCGAGAUAAUCCAUCCACCUCACAGGUGUGGCAUAUCAAGAUGCUGAUUAGACAGCAUGAUUAUUGCAAAGUUGUGCCACUAUAAAAGGCCACUCCAAAAUGUGCAGUUUUACUGUAUUGGGGGGUCCGGGAGUGUCAGUGGGGGUGGGGGGGUCCGAAAACAAGUCAGUAUCUGGUGUGACCACCAUUUGCCUCAUGCAGUGCAACACAUCUCCUUUCCCAUAGAGUUGAUCAGGUUGUUGAUUGUGGCCUGUGGAAUGUUGGUCCACUCCUCUUCAAUGGCUGUGCAAAGUUGCUGGAUAUUGGCAGGACCUGGAACAUGCUGUCGUAUACGCCGAUCCAGAGCAUCCCAAACAUGCUCAAUGGGUGACAUGUCCGCUGAGUAUGCUGGCCAUGGAAGAACUGGGAUAUUUUCAGCUUCCAGGAAUUGUGUGCAGAUCCUUGCAACAUGGGGCCGUGCAUUAUCAUACUGCAACAUUAGGUGAUGGUCGUGUAUGAAUGGCACAAGAAUGGGCCUCAGGAUCUCGUCACGGUAUCUCUGUGCAUUCAAAAUGCCAUCUAUAAAAUGCACCUGUGUUCGUUGUCCGUAACAUUGAGUGGCCCCACUAUUGGCCACUCAAUCCACAAUGUUGACAUCAGCAAACCGCUCACACACACGAUGCCAUACACGCUGCCAACUGCUCACCCACACAAUGCCAUACACGCCAUACAUCUGCCCUGUACUGUAUAAUCCUGGGAUUCAUCCCUGAAGAGAACACCUCUCCAAAGUGCCUGAAGCUAUCGGAUGUGAGCAUUUGCCCACUCAAGUCGGUUACAAUGACAAACUGCAGUCAAGUCGAGACCCCGAUGAGGAUGACGAGCAUGCAGAUGAGCUUCCCUGAGACGGUUACUGAUAGUUUGUGCAGAAAUUCUUUGGUUAUGCAAACCGAAUGUUACAGCAGCUGUCCGGGUGGGUGGUCUCAGACGAUCUUGGAGGUGAAGAUGCUGGAUGUGGAGGUCCUGGGCUGGUGUGGUUACACAUGGUCUGCGGUUGUGAGGCCGGUUGGAUGUACUGCCAAAUUCUCUGAAAUGCCUUUGGAGAUGGCUUAUGGUAGAGAAAUAAACGUUCAAUUCACAGGCAACAGCUCUGGUGGACAUUCCUGCAGUCAGCAUGCCAACUGCACGCUCCCUCAAAACUUGCGACAUCUGUGGCAUUGUGCUGUGUGAUAAAACUGCACAUUUUAGAGUGGCCUUUUAUUGUGGCCAGCCUAAGGCACACCUGUGCAAUAAUCAUGCUGUCUAAUCAGCAUCUUGAUAUGCCACACCUGUGAGGUGGAUGGAUUAUCUCGGCAAAGAAGUGCUCACUAACACAGAUUUAGACAGAUUUGUGAACUAUAUUUGAGAGAAAUAGGCCUUUGGGUACAUAGAAAAAGUCUUAAAUGGGGGCAAAAACAAAAGUUUAGCAUUUAUAAUUUUGUUCAGUGUGUGUGUGUAUAUAUAUAUAUAUAUAUAUAUAUAUAUAAAUAUAAAUAUAUAUAAACUAACUCUAACUGCAAGGUUUCUAAAAUCACAUGUUUCAAUAAAAUAUUGUCGAUGGCCUUUCUCAGAAUCCCUGCAAACACUUGGUCCAUUCUAUGAGCUAUACAUUCCAUAGCCUGACAAACCUAAAAACAAACCUAAAAACACUAUUCGUUUCGGGCGUGUGAUUACCUCUUGACCCCCUGCUCACAGCACCAGCAGUAAUUACAACCCUGAAAUUUCUUACUUGUGUCUGUGAUAUCCAACUGGUUUCCUUGGACAGCCGGAAACAUUAAUAUAAUUUUCUUUUAUGUUCUGUCAAUUUAGCUGUACUUGGGACACUAUCUGGAAUUCUAGUGCUCUUGCUUCCUGAAACAAAAGGAUUGUCCCUUCCAGAAACAAUUGAAGAAGCAGAAGGAAUGCAUAAGUAAGUUGGAAUUGUUAUCCUUGUAUGAAUGACGUGUCACAGCAACAUGCCCACCAUGCCACGGCUUAUGGAGUUUUUCACUCCUCAUUGAGAUAUGGAUGGAGCUCCACUGUAUGAACUUCUCACCAUGUGCUUCAUCCAUUGUUCUCACCAUGUGCCUCUGAUACAUGAAAUGGUGGCCACCCAGUAACUCUACAGUAUGUACCCAGAUAGUUCUUAAAGGGCCAGCAGCAGCAUAAUAAAAAUACAAUAUGCCCAAAUACUGUAUUUAAAGGGCCAAAUCUCCCAGGGCCAUAGUCAGCAGGCAGGAGGCGGGCAAAAAGGCUUCUCCAAUGCCCAGUGGUGAGGUUGGUUUCGCCACAGGGCCAUCUAAGGAGUGGCCAGUGAAAUUAUCACUAGGCUGUAAUGUAAACACUGCAUUUUCUCUGAAAACACAGUGUUUACAGCUAGUGAUGUCGCGAACCGUUCGCGAACUUGCCGCGAACGGUUCGUGGCGAACUCCGGUCAGCUGACACAUCCCUGCCAAUCUCCGGCAGACCCUCCCUCCCAGACCCUCCUACUUCCUGGACAGCAUCCGUGUUCGCGGACGGUUCGCGACAUCACUAUUUACAGCAAAAAGCCUGAAGGUAAUGAUUCUACUCACCAGAACAAAUUCAAUAAGCCGCAGUUGUUCUGGGGACUACAGUGUCCCUUUAAACUGCAAAAAAUCAUCCAGUUGAACUAUUUACCCAUUGAAGCCUCAAUUUAAAACUGUUAGAUAAGCUUUUCUUUUUCAAAUUAUUCAAUAUUUUUGGAUAAGCUUUGAAAAUGAUUUUCUUCAAAAUAUUAGAAUAUAAAAAAAGUGAUAUUUAAAUAAAUAUGUCAGUAUAUCAAAAAAUAUCUAAAUAUUUGAAAAGCGUAGUAUAUAUUGAGCAUAAUUUCUGUCAUAUUUGUUUCUGUCAAAAUAAAUGCAUACAUUUACAAAAAGUCUUACUGUAAUACAUCUUCUGCAGAAAGCACGACGACUUUACCCUGGUAGCUUACUAAAUGAAUAAAAUAGCUUUUAAAUAGUCCAAGCUAAAUGGCUGGCAAAAGUAUAGAUGGGCAUUUAUCACACUAUACCAGUGGUUCCCAAACUUUUUAGUGCCCUUAAUAUUUCAAUAUUUUUUCCAAGGUACCCCAAGUCAAAACAAUUUUCUAGGUUGUAUACAUGUACAGUGCUGUGGCAUGUACUAGGCCCCUAAUCUUGGGAGUGGCACUGGUAGAUUAUUUAAAGAAACAAUCCAGGCACAAUAACCACUACAUUAUGUUGUAGUGGUUAUGGUGCCAGUAGUGCCAUAGUACCCUCCCAGGGAAAGUAGUCAAACUGUUUAAAAACAGUUUGACAACUUACCUGGGGUCUUCUGGGAUAGGGGCUGUAGUGUGUGUGUGUGUGUGUGUGUGUGUGUUGUGCAAUAUGUCUGUGUGUGAGGGGUGCAGUGUGUGUACAGGGGUGCAGUGUGUGUAUACAUGGGUGCAUUGCAUUUGUGAAGGAUGUAGUUUGUGUGUGUGUGGUGCAGUGUGUGUGUGUACCUGAGUGGGGGCCACGAUCAUGUUAGACAUGUCAUCCCCUCACAGUUGACACCACUUGUGACUUAUAAUACCCGCACCUGUGAGUACAUAGCUCGGGUAUAGGGAGGAAUUGGGAAACACUUCUUACAUAUUAAUUCAUGAGAUAAAUUAUAAUCUAGCUUGAAAUUCUAACAAUAAUCACAACCAGGACCUUGCGUCCUAUAUCUUUUAACCAUUUCCCUAUUCCAAAGGUCCAGUCAAAACCAGUCAUAUCCUCACACAGUUCCUCAAAACAUGGGAAUCCAUCCUUGGCACACUCAACAUAUAUCAAAAACACACAUAGUACAUCCAUCCCUGGGUCAGCUAACACUUCCUCUCUCUCCGGCUAACUCUACAAAAAUAAAAAUAGUUCAAUAGUUCAGCAUAGUUCAGAAAAAUAGAAUAAGUCUUUCACAGAGUAUAAAGAAAUCAGUUUAGACACCAGACAUUUUGUUCCAUAAAAUGGCUAAGGGUAGCAAUAUGGCUGACAACAAGACAAUGUCAGCUUCCACAUAGUUCUUCUUUUGUUUGCUGGAUUUUCACCACAAUGCUCUGUGCAACACCCCAAUGGUUGAAAGGGUUAUUACAGAACCAGCGGUAUUAGACAGCACUGCACCUUCAGGACUUUCCAGGUUCUUGCGUGCAAAGUUUAUGUCCUCAUAAGUAUCUCAGUUUCUUCGGCCUGCAUGGAUAAUGACCAAACAGAUGUAAUUGCAAAAUACUUAUUGUAUGGUUAGCCAGAGAGAUUGGUGUGUAGUCCAAGAAAUCAGGCGGCACAAACACUCCAGGAUGGUCUCUACAAUCAUACAAACACAAGGAUCAAUACAACAUCAAUUAAUUAAUUACCUAGGCUAAAACUUAAAUUAGAGAUUAAGGUUAAACCCUUAAUUUGUGUAACAUGUACUUCUCUUAUAUCUGCUUAUAUUUUAUGCAAUCUGUCUUCUAUGAAGUUUUACAUAAUACUCCUUUGGAAUGCCUUUGUACGGAUAUGAGAAGCACUCACUCUAUAGAGUUAGGAUGAAUAUUAAAACACCAACAUAUACAUAUGGGGAUAAUUUCCAAUAAAACUCUGUUCCUAAACUUGAACCUUGAUUUGAUACUCAAAAUGAAUUACUUUAAUACUCCCGAAUAUUUCAAUACUCUUGGAUUAACACCUAAAACUAUAUAAAAUAUUAAAAACAUGAACCAUCUGUGUAUUAGGCUGGGGUUGUUGGGUGUGGGUAUAGGUUGGAAGCUGUGGUUGAUAUUGAGGAAUCUGUGGGGGUGGGUUUGGGCACUCAUUUUUUUUCAGUGACCCUGCUAUCCACAAUUAGAAUAGUGUGUUCCACCAAUGCUGAAGUUGCCACCUCUACAAAAGUUAGAACCUUUGACCAAAUUCUCUACCUCUGCCUUUAAAACUUUUUUGAUUCAAUCUCCUAUCACCUCCCAAACUUCUUUGUCUCACCUGCUUAGGAUCACAAUCCUUGUGACUGAUACAACAUCCCUUUUCCUUCUUUCUUUCUAUCAAAACAACCUGCUGUAUCCCUCUCAUGAAUCUUCCCAAGAAAUUUAUUUGGGGUCAAAAAGGGCCAGUCACAGACCAACAAGGAACAAAAGUGAACAAGAAGGAAGCAUAUUUCAUAUGCAGGUCGGGAUUACCUAACUCACACCCCCUCUUUGUGUACCCCUCUUUGUGUACCACACAGAUAUAAUAUUAAUAAGCUUUUAAAGGUUUAAUGUAUAAUUACAUUGUGUAUAUAAAGCAAGGUUGUCUAGGGGUAUAUACAUUGACAAUGAAAGCAUAGCCUUCAUAUAGGGCUUGCAAUACUGACAGUCUGUGUCAUGAGCAUAAUGCAGACAUGCGGUUAGGUACUUUUCCAUUGUUAUAAUAUAUUGAAAACACUAAGACUUUGCAAAUAUUAAAUCGCAUAUUGCUUCCUGUACCUGGUGCCGUGCAAGGAUGUAGUUGGGACAUAUUUCAAAUUGAGUAUCAAAAGUCUAACCACAAAACUAAAUGUUAUACGCUUAUCAAGAAAACAAGUUAAACUCGUUAGUGCAUACUUUGGCUAGCCUCUUUGCAUAAUUUGGCUCCUAGUGAGAUUAUUAUAUAAUUUAUUAAUCCUUUUCUGGAUCUGCAAAAUGCUUUCAAUUUACCCAUACAAAUAUAAUACGGUAGUUUAGUAGAUUAGGAUUACCUCACUUGUAAAUUUCAGAAAUUGUCUAAUCUCUAUUAAAAUUACCAUUUUAUUAUUACCCCAUAAUCAAUGAGGCAUACUAGAUGAAUCUUACUUUGACACAAACAAUGCAAUAUACUUUAAAAGUAGAGUUAACUCUGAGCUGGACAAUACUCCCCUAUUAGAACUCCCUUAUGAGGGAGCAACAUCUUGUCCGUUCAAUCCUUUUUAUCAGUAAAAGAAUGACUUUCAGGAUUAAUCAAUUUACAAAUGGAAACGUGGAUCCACGAUUUGAACAGCAGAAGUUUGCAGGGCCCCUUUCACGUGGGAUGUAACAAGUGCUUUUCUUGCUCCAGGAGCGAUAGCAUACAAUUGUUUCAUUCUAGCCGGCUGGACAGCAUUUCACCUUUUGUAAAAACACUAAAUGCUUGCGUUAAUGAUAUGCAAAUCACUCUGCUAGUUAAACUCCUACAUAAUGGACAAUAAAAUACAUAAAACACAUAACACACCAAUUCAUUUCAAACCAUAUAACUCAUACUCAGCAUCCAAUGUAAUAUUACACGUCAUCUCACAAAACAGACAUCUCACAAAACAAACGUAGUAGAAACACAUAAUGGAUACCCAGCAGAUAUGCCAAUACGGAAAACACAUUCAUGGGCAGGCAACUACACACUCUGUGUCCCUCCUAGGAAACACGGGUAGACACAAUAUGAAAGCAGUCUUAAACUAACACCUCCAAAUCUCCAUUCCCAUAUAGCUAUAUCAGACCACAACACAGAGCCUCUCUGAGCUGAUAGAACUACUCCAACUCCAACUACUCUUGGCCAAAACGCUAGUAUUCAACAGCUAAUAAAACAGUUAUUUGAUAGGUUAUUUGGCUGGCAUUUUUAUCAGUAUCACUAGACUAUGACAAACUGAUUCAAAUAUAAUUUAAAACAACACAGCAACAUAUAAAUUAAACCACUCUCCAGUUAAGCUGCACACUUCACACAUUAUCACAAUCACCAUUUACACAGAAUAAACAGUUAACAGCUAUACUCAGAACAUAUUACUGUAAGGUAUAACAAUUUUAGUUUGUACUAGAUUUAUUUUAGGGAUUCUUAUGUAUACAUGUUUUUCUUAAUUAACUUCAUUACUUUAAUCUACUAUAGUAUUGUAUAUAAAGAAAGGAUCCAUUUAUAUAGUGCGCUCAUAACUCAAAUAUUUGUAUGAAACUUCCAUUAACUAAUCUGAGAUGAUGCUGCAUCAAUUUAACUCUUAUAGAAAUUGAGCAAACAUCUGGACCAGAUUACACAGAAAUGGUUUCACCCGAAUCUUUCAGAACUCUCAGAGACUUAAAAAUGUAUAGUAUACCAUGUUAAAAGGCAUGGCAAACCUUAGACCGGUCACUCUCCAAGAGCCUUAGUAACACAGGUAGGAACCCUUGUCCAUGAUCUCUGAUCCAGAUUACAUACCACAAUUUAAAAGAACACACAUAAUGUGAGACAUAGAAGACAAAAGAUAUGCAGUAGAUGUUGCACUGGAUCAUUUAAAGCACCUGUAGCAAUAAAAAGGUUAGCUUACAGCACAAAAUGAAGCAUGUGUUGGACCGCUGGAAAUGUAAAUGUUGCUCUCUUAUUUACAAACAAAAAUCAUAUUUACAGUAUGGAUCCUUUGCAACAAACACACAUGGCAGGCAAGGUGUGCUGAAUGGUUCUAUACACUUAAUCCCAUAUGGGGAAUUAACUUUCAAAUACUAAUGAAGUGACGUUUUGUCUCAGUAUAAAAAUACUGAGCUCAUCAUGCAAACAAUGUAACACAUUUACACUAUCCCACUCUCAUAAAAAGUGUAGUGGGCUUAUGGUAUUAACCCCUUCAGGACGGAGUCAAUAGUGUACGUUCUGAUCAAAACAAAACGUAAACAAAAACUGGAAUUUGCGCUAUAUGUCUGUUCAACCGUAAUUCACCGCUGUCACAUUAAGUGCACCCACACUUAUUAUAUAUCAUUUUGUUCAGGAGAAACAGGGCUUUAAUUUAUCAUGAACUAUUCAUAUAUGGAACAUAAUUUAGUAUGAAUAAAAUUUAAAAAAAUGUGAGAAAAUAAGAAUGUGAAUGUCAUAAUACUGUACGGUUUUACUGCAAACAAAUGCACAUAUUUGUAAUCAGCGAUGGCUCACGAGUACCCCCCAUUAACAGGUUUUAUGGUGUUUUGGAGAGUUACAGGGUCAAAUAUAGAACAUUCCAUUUUCACAUUGAAAUUUGCCAGAUUAGUAAUGUUACCUUUGAGACGGUGUGGUAGCCCAGGAAUGAGAAUUACCCCCAUAAUGGCAUACCUUUUGAAAAAGUAGACAACCAAAGGUAUUGAAAGUGGGGUAUGUUUAGUCUUUUUUAGUAGCCACAAACACUGGCCAAAGUUAGCUUUUAUAUUUGUUUUUGUGUGAAAAAAGCAAAAAACUAAUGUUUGGCCAGUGUUUGUGACUAAGUGGCUACUAAGAAAGACUGGACAUACCCCAUUUGCAAUACCUUGGGUUGUCUACUUUUGCAAAUGGUAUGCCAUCAUGGGGGUAAUUCUCAUUCCUGGGCUACCAUACGCACUCAAAGGCAACAUAACCAAUCUGGCAAAUUUCAAUGUAAAAAAAAUGAAAUGCAAGCCUGAUAUGUGACUCUCUAACUUUCCAAAACACCAUAAAAUCUGUACAUGGGAGGUACUGUUAUUCUCGGGAUACUUCACUAAACACAAAUAUUAGUGUUUUAAAACGGUAAAACAUAUUACAACAAUAAUAUAGUCCAUAAAAGUGCAGUUGGUUUGUAAAAAAUGCAAAAAACUUAACUUUUACUUAAAAUAUCAUCAUUGUAAUACAAUUUACCAGUUUGAAACACUAAUAUUUGAGCGAAGUCGCCCGAGUAAAACAGUACCCCCUAUGUACAUGUUUUAUGGUGUCUUGGAGAGUUACAGGGUCAAAUAUAGUGCUUGCGAAUUAAAUUCUGUGCACUUUCUCCCUGUGUUGUCCGGCAUGUCAAUCAAAUUUUAAUUAAUCAAAUUACAUAAUUAUGUUAAAAGAUUACUUAAAUAUACACAUAGAAUUAUAAUAUAUAUGCAUUUAUAGGUAUUUAAAAUUUUCCGUGUAUACUAAUGUAAGCUUUUAUGUAAUUAUAUGUAUUUAUCUAUAUAUAUAUUUAUAUAUAUAUAUUUGCGGUUAUUUGUAUUUUAUAUAUAAAUAGAUAUAUAUAAAUUGUCAUUCUAAGUGUAUUUUGUUACCAAUAUAUAUAUAUAUUAAUAACAAAAUGCAGUUAGAAUGAAAUUACAUAUGAAUAUAUAAUUUAUAUUAAAUUUUGUUUCAAUAUUUUGUUUAUUUUAUUAUUUUAUUUAUUAUUGUAAUUAUACGUAUAUAUAUAUAUAUAUAUAAUAUAUGUGUAUAUAUAUAUUAUAUAUAUAUAUUAUAUAUACAUAUUAUAUAUAUAUAUAUAUGUAACGUCAUUCUAAGUGUAUUUUAAUACUAAUAUAUGUACUUAUAUUAAUAUUAAAAUACACUUUGUAUGACGUUACAUAUAUAUAAUAUGUAUAUAUUAUAUAUAUAAUAGAUAUACAAUUUUACACAUGUUUAAUUCUUUUUUUUUUUUUUUUCACCAGCAGGGGGACUGUCUGACAUUUUAGACAGUCCCCCUGCUGGCAGAGCCACAGCCAGCUAUAGGGGGCCAUGUGAUCGCUUUUUGAGAGCGAUCACAUGGCCCCCUGGGGCCUCAUUUGCCAGGGGAGGGCUGCCUGGGCUGUCAGACAGCCCUCCAGAAGAGGAUCACGGCAGAGGUAAGUAAAUCUCACCUCCUGGAAUAGAAAGCCCUUUUAAUGCAGGACGGCAUAGAACACCGUAACGGCGUUAAGGGGGUAAAGUAACAAUCAUACCAGGCACACAGAUCCCAUGUGAAAUAACUUACAAUAAAACAGAGUAAUAAACUUAUACUUCUAUGCGACAGAAAGAAUAAAGCAAACGAUUUAAGUAGGUCUAUCAGGCACAACCUGCGAGUCAGUUCUUUUCUAAUAUACAGUACUGCUAUCUUUUAUAUAUAUAUAUGCAUAUAUAUAUGUAUAUAUAUUGGUCACUCAGUAAUUCAAGUAAUCCGAAUGAACAAAUGGCUAAUUCGUUUGGUGCACAUUCAUUAGUUCGGCUCACUCCCAUCAAAUAUGAUUAUUUGGGGCCCCCAACUGCCGACAAUGGGUGGGGAGUGAGCAGGAAGAAUAAAGGCUCCCCGAAAGAAUUACCCAUUCAAGCAUUUGGAUGAAGCUUUCAGCCUUUUGAAUUACAGACAGUGUAAUACAAAAGGUCAAAUGUGAAUUAUGAAUGAACGAACAAACAAAUGGCACAUGGAAGAACUUUGUUCGGCACCCAUUCAUUUGCUCGUUAGGCUCACCAUUCGUUAUUAGGUAUUCGGACAAAUGGACAAAAAUUCUGAUUUUCGCCCGAAAAUAAAUUCGUCCGAAUAUGAAUGCCCAAGUCUAGUUUGGGCUCAAGAUUGGGACCUCUUGCCAUUUGAGUGGGUCAAAGUGGUUCAAACUGGUGCAUCACAUUUAUCACGGCACAAUAUAACAAAACUGUCUUUCCCAGUAUAGUGGAGAUCCAAGUGGUACUGGGAACAAUUUAAUGCAGAAUUAUUCUUACAUAUACAAUAGAACUGUUGAAGAAUUAAUCAUUAGGCCAGCUUUAAAAUUCCAUGAAUAGUCACUCUAAGGAUGUGUAUGUAAUCUGGUGUUCUUGAGCUGUGUCUGACAAGUGCUAUGUGAUAUUCACAAAAGUAUAAAUGCCUUCAUUCUAGAUUAGCAAAAAUGAUCUGGUACUAAUUCUGUACCAACACAUGCCAAAACCCAGAAAUGAGUGGAUGUGAAUGCAGUGGUGUAUCCAGGUUUUGUGCUGCCCUAGGCGGGACAAAACUCAGGCACCCCUCUCCCCCUGUGCCACCCCCACCCAACCCUUCCCCCCUGCCCCACCUUCUAAAUACACACACACACACACACAGUCAGACACACACACAGUCAGACACACACACAGUCAGACACAAACACACACACACACACACACACAGUCAAACACACACACACACACAGUCAGACACACACACAGUCAGACAUACACACACAGUCAGACACACACACAGUCAGACACACACACACAGACACACACACACACAGUCAGACACACACACACACAGUCAGACACACACACACAGUCAGACACACACACACACAGUCAGACACACAGUCAGACACACACACACAGUCACACACACACACACACACGCACAGACACACACACAGUCAGACACACACAGUCAGACACACACACACAGACACACACACAGUCAGACACACACACAGUCAGACACACACACACAGUCAGACACAAACACACACACACACACACACACACAGUCAGACACACACACACACACAGUCACACACACACAGUCAGACACAACACACACAGACACACACACAGUCAGACACACACAGUCAGACAGACACACACAGUCAGACACAGACACACACACACACAGUCAGACACACACACACACACACAGUCAGACACACACACACACACACACAGUCAGACACAAACACACACACACACACACACAAACAGUCAGACAAACACACACACAAUCACUAACAUUAACACCUUUUUUUAUUUUUUUAUUUAACCCCUCCCCGAGCCUCCUUACCUUUGGGAGUGCUGGGGCGGUUCCUCUUUCUCCCUGGUGGUCCAGUGGCUGCCGGUCGGGCUGUUGGGCUGGCUACUGGGCGGGCAGCUGGCGAGGGAGCACUUCCUCUGAGCUGACUGCUCAGCUCCCUUGCGCGCCGCAAAGUGAGGCUUGGAGCCAGGAAUAUGACGUCAUCAACCCGGCUCCCAGCCUCACUCUGCGGCGCGCGUGGAAGCUGAGCAGACUGCUCAGAGGAAGAGCUCCCUCGCCAGCUGCCCGCCCGACCACCAGCCAGCGUUUUUUGCCGCUCCCUGAAAAAUGCCACCCAAGGCAAAUGCCUUGUUUGCCUCGCAGCUAAUACCUCCCUGUGUGAAUGUCCAAAGGGUCUCAGCUUGUAUGGAUACUUCCCAUUAUUUAUUAUGGGAUGUCGGGAACAUCAUUGUGGGGAGAGGUUGCUGUGUACACACUCAUCGAUACAUUUCCAAAUUCCACAUUAUGUGAGAGAGAAUGAAGAAUAUAUGCAAUGUAUUCACUCACAUUGUUAAAUAAUUAUUUAUAGUCUACUAGGAUUAUGUUGAUAUAUUUUAUAUUUAUCUAUGUUUUUAGACAAGCAAAAGCUUACAAGAAACCCGUAACAUACUUAGAAGUUUGCACAACGCAUCAGGACUAAAGAAAUUGAUUAUCGGAUUAAUUAACAAAUUAUAAUGCUGAAAGUGGUAUGUUAAAAUGAAUGUUAAAUCAAUAAAUUUGCUAACAUUGUUGCCUUGUGUCUGAGUUUAUUUUCUAAAUGAUACUACACCAAAAUUAAAUGCAUCAUAAUAAAUUAUCCUUUGCCAUUUUAUUGACUACAAACAUGCUGUGCCUGAAUUAC
This is a messenger RNA of Pelobates cultripes (western spadefoot toad), 55968 nucleotides long. The record is from the annotation of a GenBank genome assembly. NCBI's taxonomy places the organism in Eukaryota, Metazoa, Chordata, Amphibia, Anura, Pelobatidae.